This is a messenger RNA of Xyrichtys novacula (pearly razorfish), 57806 nucleotides long. Lineage: Eukaryota; Metazoa; Chordata; Actinopteri; Labriformes; Labridae. The record is from the annotation of a GenBank genome assembly.
CUGGCACCUGCUGGUUGAAGGUGGACACUGCAGUUUAAGAGAGCUGCUUUUGGUCGGCACAGAUGGAGGUUUCCCUAAACAGUGGUCGUAUAAUUUGACGACAAUUCUUGCACUAGUCUGUUUAAAAUCCAGCUCACCAAAUCUAUCCGGUUUGACUUCAUAUCUUUUAAAAAAAUAUAACCGUUUGUUGCUAUCAAGGUGGCUAACCGGCGAUGCUAACCGGUGAAACAGGGGGCGAGGAAGACUGGUCCACUCCUUUAACAGCGGGAGAUACAACUUUAUAGUUUUAGUUUGUUUGAAAACUUAAAAAAACAAAAUGAUAUUGAGUUCUGGAAAUGCGUCUUAUUGAACUUAUUUACCAGUUAGAAAUGUAAAUAUAGGGAAACUGCCGUUUACUUAUUAAUAAUAUGCUUGGUGAGUCCCCCCCUUCGUUCAGCAGAGUUGGUUUCGUCUGUUGCCGCUGUGUGUUGCUCUCCUUCCUGAAAGACACUUGCAGUGGAGACUCUGAUGUCGACAAGCUUGAGCUGGUAAGUACAGGUGUUUUAUGGCGAUUAUCAUCCUUUCUUGUACUCAAUUAUUAUAUUUAUACUCGUCUCCCUCCCAGGUAAUUCCCCUGAAUGUAGCGUCUUAAAUAUAAAGCUUUAAUUUAGUGUUUUAUUCCCUUUUUUCUGCCUCCUUUCCUCUGCUAUCCUCCCGUUGUGGGUGCUGGUGUCGUGGUCCUGGUUCGGUUAUGUUUACAAAUUCAGCUUGAGAGAAAGGUAGAGCAAGUCAGUACGCUGAGCUACGUGUGAAAUAUUGGCUCCAGAGCUUUUGUUAAAGGGUGGUAACAGUUGUACACCUCAGUCCAGCCUGUAGCUUCCCUUUUCGUUUUAAAGGAAGCUUGUACACGCCGGAGUGGGAGGAAGAGAGUCGUGGAGAUUAUACCGCUGCAGGUGUUUCCUUGUUGCCCCGUGGGCUGGUGCCCACUGUGGGCUGUGGGAGACAUCGAAUUCAACAAAAUUAGAAGGGACGAGGAUGCAAGAAAUUGGAGAACAAAUAAAAGAUAUCAGUAAAGACAAAAAAUUUAAUAAGAUAAUCAAUUAUCAGGAGUUGAAAUGGUGGUUGUUGUGGUUGUUUUGACUUCAUAAUGGUUUAAUAGUUUUCCCUGAGUUGUUGUUUAAUGUUUUACAGUUUAAUUUUUAAUAAUUAAUAAAUAAAACACUGUUCAGUCGGUGUUAAAAGUGACAGCCAGCUUUAGACGGCUAAUAAAAUUUUGAUAACUCAGAUAAUAAACGUCCUUGUGUUUUCGUCUGUUUUAUUAUUGUGCAACCGUAACUAUCCACCCCUGUUAAUGAUUUCUUUGUAAUAAAUUCAUCAGACCUGAUACGGUGCAUAAUAAAGAUAACAGGCUCCUAAUUUGUGUUCUCUCUUUUUCCAGCAGAGACCAUAAACUCCAAAAAGGAAAAAAAGAUUUCUAAAGAUAUUGUGAGCUUCCACAUGGCACUGAACCACUCAGUUAAACAUUAAUCCGAGUUUACCCUGCUCCAGAGCAUUGCCCUCUUAGAUGCCGCUCACUCUCUGUCUCUGCAAAUGGCUUGUUGUCUGAAGGACGAGCUCCUCUGUUCCAUCUGCCUCAGCAUCUACCAGGAUCCCGUUAGCUUUGGCUGCGAGCACUACUUCUGUAGAAAGUGUAUCACCGAGCACUGGAGCAGACAGGAGCCUCACGGGACGAGGGAUUGUCCUGAGUGCCGCAGGACCUUCACUGACCCCCUCCUUUCGCCCAGUCUCAAGCUGUCCAACAUUGUGGAGCGCUACUCAGCUUUCCCUCUGGACGCCAUCCUCAACGCUCAGAGGAGCUCCUACCCCUGCAAGGACCACGAGAAGGUCAAGCUCUUCUGCCUCACGGACAAAAGUCUGGUGUGCUUCUUCUGUGACGAGCCGGCGCUGCACGAGCAGCACCAAGUAACCACUAUCGACGAAGCGUACGAGGAGAUACAGGUCAGUCAAAGCACUCAUGCACCCCAACAGCUCAUUAGGAAGGGUGAGACGGACUUCUUAAAAUACAUCAGCACUCUGAAGCACAUGCAGGCAGUUGCACUCAUUCAGCCCUAUGAGAGAUGCCCAGACAGUUCAGGCUCAGACCUCUGCUCCCACAGAGCCGCUCCACAAGGGCAGUUUGGGGAUUUGAUGCUGUGCUCAUGAGUACAGAUGUUACAGAGGAAUGAAAUGUAUCUAAUUGAAUUUGUCCUCGCCGAUGCCUUCAUUACCUGGUUCAUCAAUGAGUUUAACUGGGUACUAUUCCCUCUGAACUCAUGCUAUUUUCACACGUCUAAGAGCCUCCCUUGCCUUUGAAUGCCUUGCCUGCAGUGUCUGUUGUCUAUCAAGAACUUGACUUCUGGAAAUUUUUCAGAACAAGUCCUCCAAAAAUGCAUUCCUGCUCUCCUUUAUAUAAGCUAGAACUACUGAAAAGGAUCUGGAAACAAAGCGAGUUAUUGUUGAAAUCAGUGCAAAGACCAGGUCUGGGUGAAACAUUUCCCUCAUGACAGUAACUUUUUUAGCUUCUCAACAAAGCUAUUAAUAUGUCAUGUGCUUUAAAGUUUAGUCAUAUUUUCCACAUUAACAAGAAGGGUUCUGUUUGCUUUCAGCUCACUGUUUAUAUAAUUCCAUUCCCACUGAGCCAAAAUCCAAUAACUGCGAAACAAAGCUCUUAAUCCUGUUCCUUCUUUGCCCGAGAAUGCAAAGAAACACAUUCCAGCCUAAUUUCAUGUAUUCUGUCUAAUGUCUUACAUCUGCUGAUACUGAUGUAGACGAUGAUCUGCCCGAAGCAAUAUGUAAACAUUUGGUCUGCAGGUUUUUUGGCACAUCAACAUGCACUCUUUUAUAAGAAACAGACUGAAGUGUUCUCAGCUUGGUGUGCGUAUGAAUGCUUUACACUUUCCCAUCACAGCUGGGAGUAAAGCUGGGUGUCACAUUUUCAUAAUCAUUGCUGAGGUUCCCAUAUUUCAGUGAAACAUCAUUUCCAGUUAUUGAGUCAUUUUUGGCAGUAUGUCUCCACCUUGAAAAUACCACUGAGUCUUUCACUGGAGUGCUUCUGUAUAAUUUUGAGUCCACCCUUGCUGCAGACGCCGUAUCAAUGAGCUCGCCUCUGCCUUUUGACUAUUCAUUACACUGGCAUACAGCAGUGCUGCGAGUGUGUAUCUUUGACACCGGCAGGCUUUUUCUGAACUCUGAAUCCGUGAGCAGAUUUCAUUGCACCCUGAACGAUAAACUCCAGCAAAGAAAAGCGAGAUAAAGCUGAUACAUUACAAUACCACUGUUUUAUGACUUCAUAAAAUAACAGCCUAAAGAUAUCUACAACAACCAUUGACAUUCAACCUAAAACUCUGCUGUCGGCCUGUCUGCUAACAACAGUUUCAUGUUGAAUGUCUGGCUCAGAAGUUUGUUGCUGGAGGUCAAACUGUAAUCCUGUAACACAAAGAGGUAAUAACAAGCCCUUAUUCAUGAAUAUACUAUAUUAGAGCUCCUGUGAGAAACAGCAGACACCAGCCAGCCAAACACACUGUCAACACAGAGCGUCAAGGAGACGGUACCAUGACGUAACAUCACUGUGAUGUCUAUCUGAACUGAACCCUCUGGGAAUUAAGUUUUUGAGGACAUUUGAAGGCUGAAAUUUGAUAUAAGUGAGUUAAAGAUUUGUGAAAUCACGCAUUUACUUUAAGUAGGGCUGGGCAAUAAACCGAAAAUUUACCGAUACUGAAAUUUACGACAAUAACGGACGUCAUUUUGCCCGUGUCAAUAUAUUCUGUGUCAAAAUGUCAAUAUUUGGCUUCCUCCAUAGACAAAGCAGAGCAAUCAUUUUUUUUCCGAUUAGGGGUGUCACAAUAUCCGGAUUUCUUCUCAUAGUUAUCGUGGCCAUAAAAUAUUUCAACAACAAUAUUAUUGCAAUAUUCAUGGAAAACUUGAGGAUAAAACAAUACAGUUAGGUAAGAAGAGGGCGGUCACAUCUAUAAAUAGGGCUGGGCGAUAAACCGAAAAUUUACAGAUACAAAAAUUUACAUCAUUUUGCCCAUGUCAAUAUAUUUAGUGUCAAAAAAAUACAUAAAUAAAAGUUGGUUUUGGAUGUAUGUAGGUAGGCUAUGGUCUCAUGUCCCUUUUAAGACGCUGUCCUACGUUGGAGACCUGACUCCACCCCAUCCAGUCUGUGAGAAAGAGGAAAAGACAGGUGAGGAGAUGGAGGACGGUUCAAAAGUUGUAGCAGCUGGAGCAGCGGAUGAAGUAGAUGAAGUUAAUGUGGGAGGGGGUGAGCAGCUUGUGGAGUAGUUAUCAUCCAUUUAUCAUCAUCGAGGUGAACUGCUUAAUAUAACGUGAUAUUGAUUUGAGGCCAUAUCGCCCAGCCCUUUAUGUAAAUGUUGUAAGGCUAAUAUCAUACAAAGCCCUGACAUCUACCAGUCUGGACACAUGUGUUAGAAGACGAUCUGAACAGCACAAAGGUUGAGCUGUUGAACCUUUGUACUGUUUUUCAGCACCAAAGUUUUUGGCUGGAAAUUUUUUGAAGUAAUGACAAGAAUGGAUGAGAUUGUGUAACCACACUGGUGAAAGCAGAAUAAUUCACUGUAACCUGAAAAACAGUUCCUGCUCCUGUAGCUGUUACUGUAAGCGUCUCUUUGUUUUGAAAACUAAGUCUCUGAAAUACAUUAUCUUAGCUGCUGAUACCUGAAAAUGUCACUGCUUUAGCUGUUUAGAUUGUUUUUCACAUUAUGUAAUUGACGUCUCAACUUCGUUCUUUUCAAUUUCUGAUGCUAAAACAUAGUCCUUUUAUACAUCCUCAUUAAAUAAAGUCUUACUUGAAUUCUGCCAGGUCAAAGAAAGAAAACUGAAAGCAUCCAAUCUCAUUAUCAGCUUUGUAUAAACACCUUUUAAGUUUUUUAUUAUUCUUCUGUUUCAGGGGAUCACAACCCUGCAAAUUUUAAUUGGAUAAUAAAAAGUAACUCCACUGAGUUGGCUUUGCGGAGAGAAUGAAAGUAUAAAACAUUAAAUAAAGGACGAGUAUAAUAAAUUUAACUAAUGGCUUUAAUAUAAACAGAGCUGUACAUCUGCGCCCUCCUGUGUUCUGCAUUAAAUAGAAUUAACAGCGCUGUGAACAUCAACGCUGUCCUCUUCAUUUCCAAUCAGGCUCUGCGCUGGAAGCCUGAGAAAGGUCAAAACUGUAAUCUUGGAGCAGAAGUAAUUAGGCCCAGCACAAGAUGUUUCUCUUUUCUUGGACACCAGCUUGUCCCUCUGUUUGGAGCUCUUUUCAAGGCGGCGAUCUGGCAUUUUGUACUCUGCCAGGAGCUUUGGAGCCCUCCCAGAUCUACAACGCCGAAAAAGAGUACGAGUACACAUAGGCCUCAUCGGAAAACAGCCAUGUCCCAUGAUGAGCUUGGCACGCUUGCCUCUUUAGAUUUACAAGUGGCUGAUUUGUUUCUUGAUGUCGUGUCCAUACUGUGCAAACACUCAUUAUGAGUGUGUGAACUUCAUUCUCUGCGUCUCAUUGGACAGCAACUAUGGUCUAUUUGCUCUAUAGUAAGCAGACAGAAGUUGUGGUGGACACGUAUAUUUCAAACUUAACUUUUUUAAGCAUGAGGCUCAACAAAAGUGCCAAAAUAAUACGCUGAGGAUGAGUUCAGGCCCAGUAGCAAUCAGCUCAGAGUUUUGCACAUGUCAUGCCAGCUUGGUGGCCUUUGUUGAAAUGAGCCUUAGAGUUUUUUUCAGGGUGGGAAAGUUUGCAGAGGAAAAGGAUUUGGUAGGUCGAGAGCCAAAGCUUGGCCUUCUUGUGUUGAAUUGUUUGACACUUUGGCACGUCGGAUUUAGGAUUUCGCUGGAACUGUUCAUGCUUUUGUCUCUCUAAAAGUUGCCUCAACUCAUUAUUUGUGGGGUUAUGCAGAACUACGACUCCACGCAGAGGGGAGGUGCAGACUGUUGGUGACUGCAAAUGUGCUGCAGAGAUUCAUGAUUUUAUUCUCAGUAAAAACAAAAGAAAUCUUGCUCAUGGCUGAGCUUUAAUGGUUUACUCUUUCCCAACAGCGGUUACAGCAUUACCUCAGCUCAUCUCCUGCUGGAGGAGCAGGAUGACACAGACACGUCCCCUAUCACCUUGUUGUUGUCAGCCCAGCUGUCAUCGAAAUGGGAACAUGUUUCACAAUCAGAGCUGGCUUUACUAUCUACAGAACACACUCUGGAGUACAAAAAAACAUAAAACAAUGUCUGGUGACCUAGAAAUUGUGAGUUCAUUUUAAGGUCCGUCUUGCCAAAUAGAUCUGAAACUAAAAGAGAAUCUCUGAAUGAAUUCACCCCUAAUUUGGUCCCUACACAUGAUUUCACAAACCUUUAACUCACUUAUGUCACAUUUCAGCCUUUAAAUGUCCUAAAAAAACUUAAUUCCCAGAGGGUUCACCUAGGGCUGGGCGAUAUGGCCUCAAAUCAAUAUCAUGAUAUAUUGAGUAGUUCACCUCCAUAACGAUAAAUGGAAGAUAACUACUCCACAAGCUGCUCACCCCCUUCCACAUAAACUUCGUCUACUUCAGCCGCCGCUCCAGCUGCUGCAACUUUUGAACCGUCCUCCAUCUCCUCACCUGUCUUUCCCUCUUUGUUACGGACUGGAUGGGGUGGAGUCACGUCUCUGACAUAGGACAGCAUCUUAAAGGGACAUGAGACCAUAGCCUACCUACACACAUCCAAAACCAACUCUUAUUUAUGUAUUUUUUUGACACCAAAUAUAUUGACAUGGGCAAAAUGACGUAGUUUUUUGUUGAAAAUUUCAGUAUUGGUUAAUUUUUGGUUUAUCACCCAGCCCUAUUUACAGAUGUAACCACCCUUUUCUUACUUGAUUGUAUUGUUUUAUCCUCAAGUUUUCCAUAAAUAUUGCGAUAAUAUUGUUGUUGAAAUAUUUUAUGGCCAUGAUAAUCAUGAGAUGAAAUCCGGAUAUUGUGACACCCCUAAUCGGCAAAAAAAUGAUUGCUCUGCUUUGUCUGUAGAGGAAGCCAAAUAUUGACAUAUUGACACCGAAUAUAUUGAUAUGGGCAAAAUGGCGUUGGUUAUUGUUGUAAAUUUUGGUAUCUGUAAACCUUUGGUUUAUCGCCCAGCCCUACUUAAAGUAUAUGCAUGAUUUCACAAACCUUGAACUCACUUACAUCACAUUUCGGCCUUUAAAUGUCCUCAAAAAGACUUAAUUCCCAGAGGGUUCAGUUCAGAUAGACAUCACAGUCAUGUUACAUCACGGUACCGUCUCCUUGACGCUCUGUGUUCACAGUGUGUUUGUUUGGCUGGCUGGCGACUGCUGAUGAGGGCAGCCUGUGGUGGCUCUGCGGCCGCCUGUAAUCUCCUUAGCCUGGCAUGUCACUGCGUUGACCUCAGGCCCUGAGUCCUGUUGCUGCAUUGAGAGCUUUACUUCCCGCUGAUUUGCAUCCCCCUCCCCUGUGAAGCACUCCUGCAGCCAAAUCUCAAAUGCACAAACACAUCCAGCAGGGGUGAUGCACACACAUCUGGCAAGCAUGCUUCAAAUACAUAAUUACUUCCUCAGCAUUAAGGACGUGAAGGUGGCGUGGAGGAGGAGGAUUUGUCUACAGCAGUGCCAUUUGAGAUUUCACAAGAACUGAGCGUUCCUAUUCACAGAUGGAUGUCCUUUACAAGAAUAGAAAUCAUUUUUGAUGCAAAAUCAUCUCAACCUAAUAGAAGUCAAUAUGAAAAUGAGCCAUAAUCAGCGCUAGACAUCUUCAAGGUUCUUAAUACACACAGAAAGUCAUUUUAAUUUGUUGUGAAUUUCCUCAUUUGAAGUCACGAAAUGAGGUUUUAACCAUAAAGACAGAUGUUCUUAUCUGCAGAGCUGCAUCGCUCAGCUUGUAAACUUUGUGCUCUAUGUUCUGUGAAAUAACGCCUUUAUUUCUGGCAGCAUGUUUAAUGGUGAUGAGAUUGUAGUGCCCUCCCUCAGCCAUGCAACACUUGGCGCCAUCUUAAAUUAGAGGUUGGCUGGAUCGCUGGGACGCGAAGCUGUGUCCUUAUUACAACGCCGCCGUGGUCCAAAGUUGGCAGUAAACUCCAGCAGAGGACAAAGUUGAAGCCACAGCAGCCACUAUGUCUUAAUUGUGAUGAUGUGGGCUGUCAGCGAGCAGUUUGUGUGCGUGUGUGUAGGUCUGUGUGUGUGUGUGUGUGUGUGUGUGUUUUGGGGGCCGGGCACACACUCCUCCUGCUGUCUGCUCACCCUGGGGAUGUGUUUCCGCUCUAGUUGACCGUGCUGUGAAACCAGAUAAGAAGGGAAAUAAAAACUGCUGCCGCUGGUUAUCAUGCAUAUUUGGGCACUUAAUUUUGCUCUUCAUUAUAUAGAUCCUGUGGACGGUACAGCAGCAGCAGGCAGCCACGCAGCCUUGGCGGUCUGGGUUUGACUGAAGCCCACGCAGACAGAGAAGGGAAUGAUUAUCGGGGUGUGAGUCACCCACACAGACCUGUCACUCAAAGCCUGCAGAUGCACCUGUACGCCGUCCUUGAAUAAUCCUGUCUUAUACCUUGUUAACUCUUUCUUAUCUAACCACACGUUGGUUAAUCACCGAGACGUUCGUGAAUGUCUUGUCUGUCGCGCAGAAUGAGCGCGCCAGCCUUUUGAAGUGUCUCUCUGGUGGUUUUCAAAACAGGCCUGUCUUUCACUCUCCUGCUGUCAGAGCCAAGCAAAGAGCUCUCUCCCCCUCUCUUCCUCCCUCUCUUUUUCUCUCCCCGAGCCUGCCAUCACCACGCAUGGCCGUGCUGCUGCAGUAAUGAGUCAGGCAAUUUCAAGGGCACCCACGGCUGCCAUCACCCCUGUGGCUCAUCUCAGCCCGCUCUCCUUUUUUCCUCUCGCAGCUCCAUCUCUUCCCUCCUCUCAGUCUGUUUUUAUUUUCCCUCCUGCGCUCUCUCACUAAUCUCCUCCUCGUUAUCCAAAAGGUAUGUGCUUUAUUGAAUGCCACACAUCUUCUCGGAGAGCCGGGUUCUCAAGCCCCCACCCUGCUCGUUUCCCACCACGCACCCACCCUCAAAUAAACAAGUUGGUCCAGCUUGCCGGUCGGUCAGGGUGGUGUGGCAGAGAGGCUGCGAUCAUGUAGAAAUGGAGCCAUGGGGAAGACAGAGCAGUCAUGUUCUAUUAGAGGAGUGCUGGCAUAUUAUCAUCCAGAGAGAGACAGUGGCCUCUCAUGCACUCAUUACUGAUAGCACUGACGAUGCUCGAGGCCGCCGCGCAGAGCUGAGCUGCAUGUUUACUUGAGCUGCAUUGAUGGGAGCGAGCAGAGCUGAAGCUAUGUCAAUCACACCCAACGUUUUGUCUAGUUUAGAUGAUUACUUUGUCGAGCUCUUAAGUUAAGUGAGUCAGAUGACUGUACAUCUGUUGUGCAUUAGGAAGAUCCAUGUAGGACUUCUGCUCAGAGGGGUCUGUUUUGCAAUAUGCCAUAUGUUUUUGAGCAAUAAGUAAAAUGACUCGUUAUACCGGAGGGCAGGAAACAUCUAUUUAAAGGUGUUUACAGAUAUAUAUCCUAUAGGUGGAAAGACAACAAAGCAAAAAAAAAUCACAAGGCUACGACGACAGUAAAUUCUUGUAAACACUUGCAUGUUUGUAACUGUAGGCUUCUUAAAAGUUCAUGAACCUACAAAAGGAACCUCAAAAUGUAACUCCUCGACACUUUAUAGGUGCUUUAAGAGCAUAUAGGUCCCGAUAUUAUCAAGAACUUGCUGUUCACUCUCGCAGAGGGGACUCUUCCCUCUCCAACGCACUCUCACAACUCAGUUUACAGGUGCAUCUUAUUAUGUUACAACACUGUGAAAUACUUGAAAAUGUUACAUAAAUCAGAAUAAUAAUGCAUCAGAUUUUAUAGCGGUUUUUAUCAAUGACCUCAAAGUGCUCUACAUUGCAUCCAUCAUUCAUUCGCUCACACAGUCAGGGCUGUAAUCAACCAAAGAAAUUCUUGGUUGAUUAACGUGGACGCUCCUCAAUCUUCCUGUCUUCAACCAGUCUCCAGUGGGUUGGGCGAAUUCUAAAUGGUGAAAAUAAGGGGGGUGUUCUGAGACAGGCUGUUACCUGUGAAACGGGUGGGGGGGGGGGGGGGGGGUUCCCGACUCUGAUGGCAAACCCUUCUGCGGCGGAGGAUGACCAGCUCGGCGGAGUGAAAAUAUACUGAUUUAAGCACAAGAAGGCAAUUCAACACAAAUAUUAUAUUCAGCAAACUACCUGACAUCGAUUAAUGUGGACGCUCUUCAAUCUUCUUGUCUUCAGCCAGUCUCCAGUGGAUUGGGCGAAUCCAGAAUGGUGAAAACAAGGGGGUAGUUAUGAGACAGGCUGUUACCUGUGAACUGGGGAUGCUCUGAAAACGACCCCAUUACAACUUCCUUCUGAUGAAAUUAACCAUAGACUGUAAAUUAACGCAGAAAAAAAAUGGGUGACACCCUGGUGAUCAUAAAGUACUUUUGUAGUCAAAGCUGCCCUGGGGCAGACCGACGAAAUCAUGGCUGCCAAUUUGCACCUACAGCCUCUCUGACCACCACCACACAUCACUCACAAUCAUACAUUAGUGGAGGACACACACUGGGAGCAAGGUGGGUUAAGUGUCUUGCUGAAGGACACAACAAACAGACUAGGGAUAAGUGAGGAUCGAACUGCCAACCUUCCAGUUAUUGGACGACCGCUCUACCUCCUGAGCUACUGCUGCCCUGAAUGUUUCAUGCAUGUCUGCUGAAAGUGAACUACAGCGCAAAGCUCAAAAAUGUAAAGAUGCGUACAUCAAAAUAACAGAGUGCUUCAUGUCAAAUUAAGUAAAUUACUGUUCACACAGAGUAGACACCAUGUAUCUUUGAGUCGAGUUUAGAGCAUGCAGCCACAAGCAUUAGUAGAAUCGCUGACUUGACAGUUGUCCAGAUGACAAUCACUGACACCCUCCACAAGAAGGGUAAGCGGGGGAAGGUCAUUGCUGAAAAGGCUUGCUGUCCACAGAGUGCUGUAUUGAAGGGAAUUAAGUGAGUGAAAGUGUGGAAACAAGGACAAGGUGCACAAGUAACAGGAAGGACUGCAGCCUUGAGAGAAUUGUCAAUAGUCGAUUCAAGAACUUUUGAAAACUUCUCAAGGAGCGGACCAAGGCUGCCAGUGCUUGAUGACUUCCGGGCUUUCAGAUUGUUAUUGCCAGUUCUCUCUUUUUAUUCAUGAACUUUUUGUUGUGUUACAUCUUCAUUUCCAGGAGGCACAAUCAAAAUAUAACAAACUGCAAACCGAUGAGUAUGAAACAGAGGCAUUCACGCUGGUAUAGGAUAUACUGAUGCAGUUUAAUGCAGCAGCCGUGCUCCUUUGUGAAGUUUAUAAUGUUCAGCUUCUGUUUGAGCAGUUUUAAUAAGGCUUUGAUUUCACUUUACAAUCAUUUUUAUAGAAGGUAGUUAUGAUUGUGUUGGCUUGUGCUAAUAAGUGUUUCAAGUGUCUUUAGAGAGGGUAUGAGAGGCUCUCAGCUUAGAGCAGUGCUCAUACUACAGCUUUUUAAUGUUAAACAAACACGUUAUUAUUACUCUCAUAAAUAAAGCAGUUAUUGCAGGGUGGUUGCAGUUAAGAAAAGAAAUUAAGAAUUAACUAAGCGAGCUGUUUGACAAGUGUUUGCUUACAUGGUGACUAGGGAUGGGCGAUAUGGGCUAAAAAAUUUAUCACAAUAAGAUUUGCUAUUCUGGCGAUAACGAUUAAAGUCCAGAUAUAAAAUGUUAUAAUUUCAAUCCAUAUUUUUGACUCAUAACAGUUGGAGUAGUCAAAUAUGAUACUUAACUACAAGUUUAAGUGGUAGGUUAUUGAGAAAACUAGUGACAUCAAACAAGUCUGAAAUGUGAUAACAUUUUCAGCAUUUGUUGAAAACUCUAAUUACUCUUAGUGAACAGCAGCAGAUCCACUGUCCGAUGUCCGGAAUACCUGACUACACUCAUCUAAGAAGGAAAUCUCUCAUGGGGAGCCUCGUUCGUUAACGAGCUGCUCAGAAACGUCGGCUGUGUCCGAAAUGAAUCACUCAGUCCCUAACCCCCAUAUGGGGUUUUACUAUCUAGCUUACUAUGUAGUGAACUCAAUCACCAGAGGUUUCAGACACUACAUGGCAUGAUGGGAUGCCCACCAUGACCAUGACCAUGAGAUGUCACUACAUUUUGCAAUGCUUUGUGGGAAAUUUUAAGUCGCCUGUAAAGGGCACUGGAAUUGAUCACUGAGGUUUCGGACACCCCUCAAUAUGGCGCUAACCCCCAUGUAGUCACACAUAUAGGGGUUAGGGAUCCAUUUUGGACACAGCUGUCUUCUUUACCUUCAGCCAUGUUUGUUUGUUAUUCUGCUCUUUUUUGGCUACGGCUGCGAGUCUGUCACUUGCACUUAUAUCAUCAACUUGAAUUUAUCGUGUUUAUCAUGAGUUUGCAAACAUUUAUCAUGGAGGAUUUUUCUGUGAACAAAAAUUUAUCGCCCAUUCCUCAUGGUGACAUUAUGAAUAGUACAAUCCUCAAAAAUAGCACUUUUUUUUUAGAGUCGCGUUCUGCUGAAGUGGAAGUUGAACAAAUCCCCACACGUGACGUGAGUGUACCCUUGUGAUUCAUCUGACAUUUAUGUUUUGUACCUGCUGUACUGUGUUUAAGUGUCUGAGCGGCUAUCUCUCUGUACGUACAUGAAGGCAGAGAGUGAGUGGCACAUGAGCGCUAACAAGUACAGAGAGGGAGAGGGAGGAGGAUAGAUUUACUGGCCGUCUUUCUUUGUGAAAGGGGAAGUGCUGUCCUUUAAGUUUUGCAGCUUAAAGUGAGGGUUAAUGCCGAGCUCAAGAAACCCUAAUGCGAGGAAGAGCAGCCUGCACACCAGUGACACUGCUAUAAAGAUUUCAUUAAAUGAAAAAGACCAGGCACUCAGAAAUACUGUGUAAGUGGGUGCUUUUUCUUCAGCUUGCUUGUAGGUAGAAUAGCCUCUUAAAAACCAAUGAAUGUGAAACGAGAGUUUGAGGGAGAUGCUUUUUCUCAGCUGAGAAAAUCGCAGAUUUUGGCGUAGGUUAAAAACCCAUGAUUGUGGAGCGAUUGUAGAGCACAUUUUCAACCCUUUUUUCUGUCUGUGUCAGUUUGAUGUUUGGGUGGAUGUGAGCCGCUGAACCGCUGCAGCCAUGAGACGGCGUUGCUUGAUUAGCAGGGGAAUUAAGACAGAUUACAGUCCAUUGUUCUCGGGUUUAUGGGCAGGGCAGGACCAGGCUGUAAUCUCUUGUAAAGCCCUGUGUCGCUGAUUUUCUGCAGAUUAUUUAAUUAGACUUUCCGCAGAUAAAGGACCCUCUUUCAUGGCUCCCAGACUCAGAUGUGACCCCCCUUGAGUUCCCUAGACACUGGGAGAGAAGAAGCCUGAAGAUAUUUACCUGCUUGGUAUCUCUUCUCUUUUCAAUGAGAGCAGUGCCUCUGUUUCACCCACAAACCUCAGUUAGGUUUCGGUGUAGGAGGACUAGAGAUGACCGAUAGGCUGACACGUGCUGGACGAGCUCGCACAUGCUCAGUCCGGUUUGAGCUCGUGGGAUUUCAGAAAAACAAUUCUUUGCAAAACAUUUUGAGAUUACCAGAGUAGCGAGAAAAAGGCAGCUUUGUAAAUAAAUAAACAGAUUUAGGGAUAAAGCGUGGGAUAAAAAAAACAACCCAAUGAAAGCGAUUUAAAUGUUUUGCAUGACAGCCCUGUUUUUUUUCCUUUGUAAUAAUUGAUUUCCUUAUUAGCCAUUUUAAACGGCGUAGCUCUUAAAUUCCUUGUCAGCGUGAUGUAUGGCCAAUUUAAGUUUCUCCGGCCAGGCUUUCUUGGAGCUUAUUUUUAUUCCUAUAAUGCAUUCAGGGUGCUCCAGGGUCAGGCUAAUCAGUGGGGAGCAGCCAGCUGUAUAGUCUGUUCUCACCCUCGUUCCUCCACUCUUCAUCAUCGCCCUCUGUUUGCACAUUAACACAAGCUUCCUGCUCCAGCAGCUGUUAACAGUUUGGGCAUUUAACUGAGUAUUUUUUUUUUCCACUGUGACUUACGGUAACCUGUAAAACAACAAGUGAGCAUUUAUCAAACACGACCAGUUGCUGUAGGCUAUAUCAGAAUCUUCAGAGGAGUAAACAAAGGAUCUCUCAGCCUGAUACUAUGUGCACUACAUUGGCGGUGUUUCUGUCUAAAAGUGUACAUUUAAAUGAGAAAAAGGACCAAUUAAGCUUUUGUGCUUUGUUUCACCUGAUAGGCUCUGUAACAAAUUGUACAAUACUUGUGUUUUCAUAAUGAGGGGACUUCAUGCAGGAAUAUUAAUCCAAAUAAAAGCAAACAAGUAUCAUGUUUGAAUAUAGAAUCACAAUCGCAAUCAAAUUCUGAUUGAAGAGAAAAUACGCCAAAUAGAAAACCAAGUAAUUGAUUUAGCUGCAUUUGAAAGUAAUCACACAGAACAGGAGGAAGAUGAAUAGCAAAUUAUUAAAUUAUUAUUCUGUCUGUUCCACUCCUUACUGAUUACUGAAACACCAGUUUGUUGUUUUCUGAGGGAAAUAAGACGAGAGAGAGAUCGAGCUGCAUCCAAAUUGUUCUGAUGCAAACAUGAAGCCAGAGAAUUCGACAUCUAAUGACCUAAAAUCGCUUUUAAUAAACCACACUGACAGUGAAUCUCUCCAAACAUCACACUUGGACGCCUUGUUGGCUGUCAUGUUCAUCUGCACUGGCAAGUUGCAUGACAUGUACUAUUAGGCUCUACAUUUUACUCCUUUUCCAUGUAUACAUUUAUUAAUGAUGCCAACUAAAUAGGCCUAUGUGUUUUCUCUUAUAGAAAACCAAGCAACUGACAUUUUAACUGGUGGUGCUGAGGCUUUAUGGGACGUAACGUCCUUUCACAUGUCCGACCAUGUCCAUAAUGUACAACAAAAGUGUUAAACAAAAAGAUUAGCUUACUUUUGUCAAAGUGUGUUUCUGUAACAGUCUGUUACCACUCUGCAACAGAUGUGGAUAACUCGAUGUGCUGUCUUCCAAACUAUCUCAGAGGAUAUCAGGAUCAGGUAGGUAGAUUAUGCCCCCAUCUAAAAUGAAUUUGGACAGCCUCUAGUUUGCGAUUUAUUUAGUAUAGUCAUCCAGUGUAGCCUUUGGUUCAAGGUUGAACAAACAUGAUGCACGUCAACGGGCAACUAAGUCCAAUUUUACUGCAUUUGUCACUAUAACAUCACGUUCAGAUAAAUAAUGUUUUAGUUGAGGAACUAAACUGAUCUUUCUCCAGUGCGGCCGUCUUUCAGAGCUGCAGAGCAUGGUACAGAGAUUGUGUUUAGACGCUUUCAGUCCCGGAAUGCAAUGGCGGUAUUUGCAAAACGGGUUAUGAAAAGGGAGGGGCUUGAAAAUACUUCCUCCCCCCAAAAAAUGGUUCUACAGGAACAGUUUGGGAACCAGUCUAUGGUUGAGACAAACCUUGGUUUGAGACAUAAACAGUGGUUUGCUUUAGAAUCGCCACCAUAGACUGUAUAUAGAAUGAACGCCCUGGCUACACUACUGUGCAAAUGCAGGUUUCAAGAAAUGGCGAAAAUUCUCGAAAUAGCGAGAGCAAAUCGGCUUCAAAUUGGAACAAUGAUGAGAGGCAGAACCACGUUGUCUAUAGUAUAUACAGCGUAUGAUCGGCACACUCACUGAGGUGUUAUCAGGGAAGGAAAGGAGCCAGUAGACGUUCUUCCCAGCAUUUGAUUAGGAUGUCUCCUGGGCACCUUUCGUUGGAGGUUUUCAGGGCAAAUCAAACUGUUGGGAGAUCCCAGGAUAGACUCCGAACAGGCUGAACAGAUUAUACCUUUCAUUUGGCCUGGAAAAGUCUUAUUACUCUGCAGGAGGAGCUAGAAACUGUUUCUCAAAGAGUCUUUUUUUAAAGAGGUGAUGCGGAGAACAGAAGUCUUGACCUAAUUUUAGUGAGCUUUUGUUCCACUAUUAGCUCUUCAUGUACGGUUGAUCUCAAAGUUUAGUAAGUCAGUCUUUUGAAUGAGCUGAUGCAGAGAUCUGGAUUUUUUUUUUUAUUGGUUUUAAACUAAAUUGAUGUCUGGUACAUAUGAAAAACGUGUUUAUAGAUAGGAAAUCGGCUCCCAUGUGUCACUUUUAAAGGGAUAGUCCACUUUUAAAGUGAGAUCACGUGACAAACCUGUCAGUGGUAAGUGUUUUAGCAACAGGGUGUCCCUCUCAGCUUGGCCCCUCUGCUGAGAAAGCAGCGGGAGAACCAAAGAAGCUUCAAACAAGGCUAUCGACCUGCAGACAGGGUUGGCUGCUCAGCUGUAUGCGUGUUUACAUUCUACAGUCAUGUGACACACAGAUACAGACACUUCCUGUACAGCUAUCAACGAGGAGAUGGCAUUAUGUGAUUGCGAUGUUAAAAGGAUAUUCAUGCCUCAAUUCAGGGUAUAUGUAAGAUUUAGUUGGACAUUUUCAGAGCUUUACUAGCCGUCAGAAAGCCCACUUGUUUUUGCGAUAUUCUCAGGUGCAACACAAUCGCAUUUUUCUGCCUGCAGCUGGAGGGCCAGUACACUCAGUAUUGACAAGCACCCCCCACUUAAAAAAAAUGAAUCAUUCCUUUAAUGUAUCUCAGCGCUGAAGUCUUUGAAACAAAAACAUAUUGUUUCGGCUUUUAUGGGAUCUCACUAAAUGCACCUACAAAGUAAAAUGAGUCCAUCAGGUGCUGUUUUGAGGAAUGUGAAUGUAAAGAGAUUGUAACUGAGGUUUAACAGUCUUUUUCUCUGUUUGCACAGUAACAGUACAUGCUUUGCUUGUUUAUGGCCUCCAGUUAGAAUCUGAAAGUUAUAAUAAACUACAUCCUUGCGGGCCAAUCUUUCACGUAUUCAGUUUUUAGUUUCGGAAACCUGAUGUGGAUCCGCAUUGGUCAAAACGACACAAAAAAAUGCAUAAAUUAAAUGUGAACAGAUUUUUCUUUUUACUGCUCUGAGCCUAAACAGAGCCUGAAAUUCGUUAUGUUUGUUACUUCUGAUGAUCCAGGCUACAAUAUGUAGAUUAUGGGGAAAUUAUCAGAGGAUUUAACAACAGGGAGUCCUGACUGAAGGCUAUACUUAAAAUUCAUGGAACUGUUUUGAUGGUUUCUACACACAGCGUCUGCUAUUUUACUGUGUGACUUGCCAAAAGAGAAAUACAUCCCAAAUGUUUUUCAGUGUCAGGGGACGAAGUUAAAAGAGGGAGACACACACCUUGGGUAGGAUAGCGGUGCUUAUGAAGCUCAUACACCGAAGCUUCAGGAGAAUAACUCUCAGCUGGAGAUAAAGUAGGAGCCUGAGAACGAGUUUGUUAUCCCUGCCGUGUUCGUGCCGUGCUGUGGGCUCGCAUGCAGCCACAUCAUGCUUUUGCGCCAGAUUUAUGCGCCUGACACGUACUACAUGAUUUUUUUUCUUUUUUUUUUAUGAACAACAUGGUGACUAUUAGAGGUUUCACUAAUCCUAAGAAGCUUUUUUCUAAAAGAUGACACGAGCUUGUAUUUGGCUGUGGUGAAAAUCUGCUGGCAGUCACACGAGCCCAAAGGUCAUUUUCAGGGUUUGUUUACCCUGCAGGAACUCUGAGUGAAAUCUCUGUGUGGGAGUUUUUUCACGCCUGCAUAGAAGUUCAGUUUCUGCAUAUAGUCAGGUCAUCCUACAUAUAGCCUCAGAGCCUGAAUCUGAAGUUUCUCCAACUCUUAAAAACUUCUGUCUAUAAUGUCAUUGUCAACAUACCUGGACUCAGUUCUGCCCCUCCAAUCACCUCCUCUCUAAUGUCACGACUCUCACUUGUAAUGUCCUCUGGCAUCCUGGGAAUGGAUACUCUUUUUAAGGUAGUUUGAAAACAAUUAAACUAGGGCUGUAAAGUCCCAAUUGACUGGUCGACUUAUUGGUCGAUACACAUUGAGUCGACCAAAAUUCUGAUCGGUUGACUCGAUUUUUCACCGUCAAUUUACUGUCUAUGGUUAAUUGCAUCAAGAAGAACGUACCAAGUGCUAAUGGGGGUGUUUUCAGAGCACCCCUGGUUCACAGGUAACAGCCUGUCUCAGAAUAACCCCCUUGUUUUCACCAUUUUGGAUCCGCCCAACCAACUGGAGACCGGCUAGAGACAGGAAGGUUGAAGAGCAUCAACGUUAAUCAACGUCCGGUGGUUUGUUGAAUACAAUAUUUGUGUUUGAUUGCCUUCCUGUGCUGAUAUCAGUAUAUUUUCACCCCACAAGCUGCGCCAUUUCGAUUUUUGGUCGGAAAUUUCAGGGGUUUAGUCGACCAAGAAUUUCUAUGGUUGAUUACAGCCCUAAAUUGUACCAAGGAUACUUUUAUUUUGGUGAUUUUGAUUUAAUAGUAGAUGUAUUUGGAAUUAUCAACACUCUUUCUUCAAAUAGAGGCAGAAAGUUUUAGUUUUACUUUGGCUUGAUACCCAAGAUCACAAACAAAGUUGGUAGCCAGAUGGAGCUUUUAUGUAGACUGCCCACUCGAAACUAGUUUUACUAAUAAUCCCUAUCUUAGGACAUAAUUAUAGCCCUUGUUGGUGAUUCAUGAGAGAAGCUCGUGGCUUGUUUUGGGUUGUAUGUGAUCUCACAGUCCUCGAGGAAGUAAAUUCUCUCUAUGGUAAUGGGUUUUUCUCUUUCAUCAGUUGCCUGUUGAGAUGAUAUAUAGCUCUCUCAGAGAUUAGCAUCUUGCUCUUGGCAGGGCUGAUUGAUAGCUCUUCUGAGAUUGGCUGAAAACGGCUGCUGUAGGGAGAAUAUUCUGAAAUUUCAUAUAAGAGGCAAAAAGCAUUUAAACCAUCUGUCUGUCAAAUGAGUUCACAGCUUCAGCUGUGAAAAUUGUGAAUAUAUCUCGGGUUGCUUGUUGGAAUAGCGGUGUAAAAGCUAGUUUUUCUCAGCAGAAGUGUAACAGCCUCAGGACUGAUGGUGAAGCACUGAGCAGCUUCUAUUAUCAAGCAGCAGGCUCUUAUCCUGCUCAGAUUUCCACUGCACUGCUGAAGACAAACUCUGUGUUCCUCUUGAACGGCUCGUGCUGCUCUUUGUAGAUUAGUGACUAAAACAUUGAUAGCUUGGAGACCUGUUUGUCUUUCUGAAAACAUGCAGACAUCCAGCUGCUCUGCUGCCACACUCCUUUCACUGUACUCUCUCGGCUCAGUGUGGACUAACCUCUGCUUUUCAAACAUCAUGAAUCUUUUUCACUCUGAAGACACGGUUAUUAUAACUGACUUGCAGUGUUGUGUUUCCUCUCUGUCCUCGGCUAUUCACGUUUGGGAUAAUACAUUUGCAUACUGCUUGCCCUUCCUCGCUCCAGGAAGUGGAGCAGCAGCCUCUGAGCAUUCAUCAUUUACAUGACGUGGCCUAUAUUCAGAGGAGUGGAGAGGCCCGCCAGCAUCAGCACUUCCACUCAUCCACACUAAAACCAAACGUUUCCUGUAAAAGAGUGGUUUUACAUGCGAGGGGUCAUUCACAGUUUGAUACAAGGAACUGGAAACUAUCACAGGGGACUGAUUUUAAUCUGUCAAAGAGAAGUUCUCAAACAUAGAUUAUAUAGAUUUAAAAUAAUAGAAUCUGUAUUUGCAGGGCGAAACUCUGUUCUGAGAAUGUUCUUGGUUAGUUUGUUUAAAGUCUGAGUUAAAGUCAAACAUGGCUGCAGCUAUUGAAUAUUUUAGUAAUCGAGUAUUCUACCAAAUAUUCCAUUGGUUAAUCGAGUAAUUGACCCCAAGCAGCAGACUCAGAUACAGUGAGAUUUCCUACAUCACAAAUCCAAGCUCCGCCCCCAGAGCCCCACUAUGAGACUCAGAGAAAUCGAGAGGACAAUUGCAGAACAAGCGUGUGCGUUAGCAGAUUGCAGUGCUCGUAAGAAAGUCACUUGUCACUUUUACCACACCAGCAAUGCUAGGCUGCAUGAAGAGGAGAGUGCAGAGCAGCGCUGUCUCCGCCCACAACUCGAAGUGCGAAGUGCUAAUGAUCUACUGGAUCUCUGCUGAAGAAAAGCCCCUCUCAUCAUUCAUUUUUUCCGCUCUGCAAAACCAAAACCACGCUCACUCCUCCUUCUACCGUGGUGACGUAAGCGCAAUGUGUCACCUUGAAAAUAAUCUGUGCGAAACCGUGACAAUUUGAGUUUAUAAAUGAGUACUCAAUGCGGAGAAAUUUCCUUGACUUUUUUUUUUUUUUUUGUAAUUGAGGUACUCAAGGAAUCUUUUCAGCCCUUAAGUCAAAUUUACAGUGAAACUGAGACUCACUAAUAGAUAAACAAGAGCUCCUUCAGGGUGUUUGUUCUCAACCUUUUUGGGUCAUGGCCCCAUAAACAAUAUUGUUUUUUUAGGACCUUGGUAUUUCAAAAAUGUAGGGUCAGUGCUCUUUCUUUUUUUUUUUACUUCGUGCUUCACACCAUCACUCAGACUGUCAGGAACAGCUCACAUAAGAUGAAUUAUGCCCCUUAUACAAGUGAUUUGAUGAAAUAAAGUAAGAUGUGUUAUUUCAUGUCAUUAAUUCCCCCUCCUCAACCAUCUGGCGAUCUCAAGAAAUUAUCUCACUCUCUCGUGGGCGUCAGGACCCCCAAGCGAACCUCUGUUCCAGAGGAUGAAAUGAGCCAAGAAAUGGCAGCGUGAGUUUUACACCCAUAUCCGGAGGAGCAGAUCUGGCACCAUCGUUGGCACCGAACACACAGUCACUCUUCGAGUCGAGGACUAGACUGUAAACAAUACGGCUUAUGCAGAAGGAAGCCUUUGCUGGAAGUCAUUUUUCAGUCAGCGCAGACUUGAAUCUGUAAAGUUAUGACAAUCUUAAUAAAAUGUGGACUGAAAAAAACUGAAAUAACACUAAAGCCAUGGACAUUUAUUAAAGCUGAUAAGUAGUCAGAUUUAAUUAGUCAACGUUAGUGAGAGCAGUGAAUAGAAAAUAAUUAAAACUCUCCUAUAAAAACUGUCAUUUCUUGACAUAUUAACCCCUGAGACAAGUAUCUCACAAUCAUACAAAAGACUUAAGUUUUUCCCCUUUUUUUCUUUUAUCAUUUUUAAUUAAAUUUAUUUUGGUUUUAUUUAUUUAAUGACAGAUUCUCCAAAGUUCAACUCUUAUUUUCUCAAUCAGGUUUUCUUUUUGUAUUCAUCAUCUGAAUAAGUCCUUUUUUUUUCUCCUUCAAGUGUCUGAAAUAUUCAAGAAUUCGUCUGAGUUCAGGGUUAUUUCUUGAAUAAACUUGUUUUUUUUCUUCUAUCAGACAUAUUGAAUAAUAAAAUAAAAUUCAUACUUGAAUGUGAUUUUUCUAAAAUUCUUAACUUGACACACUGAGUUAUUGAGGAGGUGAGAGGUGUACAGUAAUGUGACCCUCGCCUCGAGUGUUGAUCUGCCUUCUUCUUGAACCUGAUUCAUAAGUUCCUCCUCACAGCGCCGGAGAAAAAGAACUCAUUCAAAAGUCCUCUGUUAUUGUAGCAGAGGACUCGCAGGGAAGGACUAAAAAUUUCAGUAGUUUUUCAUCCUGUCUUGACAUUAAAUCCAAACAUACCCUUGUCCUGCUCAGACUGUUCCUGCCCUCGACUGUCUUUGUCUCACCAGGACAGAUGUUUUUUUUAGGAGGGAGGAUAAUGUGUCUCUGUCCUGCAGCUUUGUAAGCCAGCCCUGCAGUCUACAGUCAGCUCAGCCGGCCUCUGUCUGCUCCGCUGGCUGAGCUCAGGCUGCAGUGACUCGCUUGGACCCCUGGAGAGGCUGUGAGGUUCUGCUUAUGCUCCAGGAAACAAGGCCUGGGGAUGUAUGACACAGCCAGAGCUUAGUUUUUCUGUCCUGGAACACUUUCACCAAAGCUGUACGCCUGAGACAGCAUUUUUUUGAAGCUCUGCUUUUUGUUUCUUUUUUCAAGUUUUUGGUGUGAUAGCCACUUCCUCUCUUCCUCCUCCUCUCUGCACUGUGUGUCAGAGAAAAGGGGAAUAUCACACCAAACAGACAGGUGACACAUUUUUCUGAUCUUAUUGGCCUGCAGCUUAUCAUAACUUUGCUAAAACACAUCAGUACGACUUGUAUAAAACACGGAGACACAUUUUGAAGGGCUGCAUGUUUACACAAUGUGCAGCUUUCCCAGAGGUCUUUGCUCUGCAGGUUCAGUUGAGUGACACUGCCUUUAAAAACAACAUGUCAGAGGAAGAAAACCUCAAAACACAAAAAAAACGUUCCCCCAGGCUGCUCUCAGUUUGGCAGAGAGGGCUGUGAAGUUACAUGCCUUUGUGUACCUGUGAGACAGCCGCAGUGUGUAGACAUCUCAUUAAACAUAACGCUAUAAUGAAACAAACUUUAGAAACUGUCUUGUUACAAAGAUAUGUUUAUUUAGUUGCUUAUUCCAGCGCAUUUUUGUAACACAGUGCAACAGUGAGAUUGCAAACUGCUAUUAAAUAACCAAAGAAGAAGAAAACAGGCGUGCCAGCGACCUGUAAAAUGAGCAAGAGUGCUUUGAGAUGAAGAGUUUAAUGUAGACCUUCAAAAAAAAGAUAAAAAUAAGGUAAUGGUCAAACACUGUCAGGUAAAAUAGUGUAAGUAAACAAUUUUUUAUGUUAGAGAUGGGAUUUUUGGCUCUUUGUGGGGAGAAGAAUCUUUCAAAGAGCCGUUCAAAAGAGACUAUUUAUUUUCUAGAAGUCAACCAGGGGUAGUGCUGGACGAUAAUUCGAUAACAAUAUAUAUCGAUCGAUAGACGUGUGGUGCGAUAGAAAAAAAACGGGUCGAUAAAAAGUUCGAUAGAAAAACACAGUUUCCCUUUCUUUUUCAUCAUAGCCUAUCAUGUAGCUUUUACUACAGUCAUUACUUCCUCCCAACCAAUCACAAACGCAGACCCAGGUACGCUACCGCACCAAGCCCAGCCCCUAUCAAACCACAACAGACAGCACGUGUAUUAGAAAAAAUGAUACAGCAAGGAGAAGCGGAGGACAUUGUCCCGAAAAAAGGUUUCAGUAGUUCACCAGCAUGGCAAUGUUUUGGUUUUUGGAAGUCUGACAAAAAGCGACCAGCGGUCGUUUGCAAAAUUUGCAGAGAAUUAGUAAAAACCAAGUCUGGUAACACGACCAACUUGUUUUAUCAUCUAAACCGAUCGCACCCGCAGGAGUACGAGCUGUGUCGGCCGCGCCGCGGCUCCACGUCAUCGUCGGAGGAAUCCUCUGGAACCGCUGCCAGCACCAGCACAAAGCAUGUGAAGCAGACCAAACUGGACUUCGUUUCUUGCCAAAAUACGACAAAGCGUCCGAGCGGCAUAAGGACAUCACCCAUGCAGUAACAUGCUCCAUAGCGAGGGACAUACUGCCAAUAACUACCGUUGAAAAGCCUGGCUUCGACCAGCUUCUAGCCACUCUCGACCCGCGAUAUGAAGUGCCCGGCCGCAAGUAUUUCUUAAACACAGCGCUUCAGGCAUGAAAAUGGGUCAGGGGUUGAAAAGGUGAGAAGGGAGCGGAGGAAAUACAUUUCCGUCCACUCAUUAGCUUCUUAAAGUGGAAGAAAAUGAGCUCAUAUUUUACAAAGACGCGAGUAUUUGGAUCAUGGCUACUAGCAGGGGGUGCAUUCGGCAUGGGUGCAUUCUACGACACAACACCGGCGUGGAUAAGUCCUGCUUCUCGUGCUUAGUUUGUGUAUUAAGUCAAUCACAUGAUAAUUAAAAAAAAUAAAUCUCCCGACCCCGGGAGAAAUAUUUCAGUGUUCAGACACCAGGCUGUGGGCAGUUUCCCACACAGUUAAAACUGGUAGUAUGCUAUUCCCACCUAAAGCUAUUCUGUUUAUUUAUAUAUUUGUUUGUUUUGUUUAUUUUAAUCAAAAGACUAUUUAAAUAUUUAUUUAUCAGAUUUUCUGGUCACUUUAGUCUUUAUGUUUGUCAGUAUUUACUGACGUCACUCAGGCCACUUAAGUUGAUUUCUUUUUUUUUUAGUUCUUUUUUAAAAAACUUUCAGUUGUGGUAAAAUAAAAAAGGUGGUUAAAUAAAGGUUUGAAUUUGAAUUCAGUGCUUGUGUGUUCUUUAUUAAAAGUAGGUCAAUAGCAUAAAACAUCCAGGGCUGCAAUUAAAAUAUAUGUUAAAUAAUUAUAAUAAUUAUAUCGAUAAUUAUCGAUAUCGAUCAAUAUGAUUUAUUUUUUAUCGAUAUGCUUUUUUCCUAUAUCGUCCAGGCCUAACCAGGGGUACACACGGGUGGGAAUUAUUCCAUAUUAUUGAUUUUAAUUUUAUUUGGCAUGUGUUUUCACUGUAAACACUCCCUAAGGUGGUGCCAUGUCCCCAUGCUUUGACAGUGAGAUCACUGUUUUGAAUUUUUCCCUCAUCUAAAACAAACUUUGUGGCACAAUAAAAACAAUGAAGGCUACAGAUAACUGAUAACAACCUGGUGUUUGGGGCACACAAGUGAUAUGUGAAGGCAGCACGGAAAAUUUGCAAAUGAGAACAGCUCGCAAACGAACGGCUCGUUGCUGCGAACCAGUUCUCUCUUACUUAGAAGAGCCCCUAAAAGGACUGAGUCGUUCGUGAACAUCACAUCUUUAAUUCAUGUUGUACCACCAUAUUAACCACAUGUAUGAACAGUCAUGGGUCUCUUCUAGGGAUGGGCGAUAUAGACUAAAAAAUUUAUCAUAAGUUUUGCUAUUCUGGCGAUAACGAGAAAAGUCCAGAUAAAAAUAUUAUAAUUCCAAUCUAUGUUUUUGACUCAUUCUGUCUUGAGAACACCAGUUGGCAUAGUCAAAGAAGAUACUUAACCACAAGUUUAAGUGGUCAGUUACGGAAAAAACUAGUAAAUGUGAAAACUCUUUAAACAUUUAUUGAAAACUCUUAUUGCACAGAGCGAGCAGAUCCUCUGUCCAGUGUCAGGCGAACCUGACUGCGCUUGUCUAAACCCCAAUCUUGAAGGAAAUUCUUAAUGUGGAGCCUCGUUAAGCAGAGACGUCUUCUUCAUUACCUUCAGCCAUGUUUGUUUGUUAUUCUGUUCUUUGUGGGCUAUGGCAGCGAGUCCAUCGUUCGCGUGUACGUCAUCAACUUGCAUUUAUUGCGUUUAUCGUAAGAUGGCAAAUAUUUAUUGUGAAAGAUAAUUUCUCGCCCAUCCCGCGUCUCUUCUUUCGUCAAAGUCUGCCUUUGUGGAGAUGAGUCUACAUUUGUGUAUGAGUACACAUUAAGUUACUUUUGCUUGAUAUGCCGACCCCUAAUCAUGAGCAUAAUAUUCCAUUCAUGUCACAUAUACUACGAGCGGCAAAUAAGAGAGGAAAAAGCAAUUUAAAAUACAGUUGUUGUUUUUUUUACUUUCAUAUUUUUAUAUCUUUCAAAAAACUUCUGUUGAUCCUCAGUGUUUCUAUGGCUACAAACCAAUCUUGUUAUUAUAAAGGCUGCAAGGCUCAUCCCCUAUAGAAAAGAAGAACUCAUAAUUUAAUAAUGAUGAGCAGAUAGAUGAAAUUUCAGUCUUACAUUUAGAUCAUGCAAUAAUAACAUUUACCAUCACACAACCUUGGGGUGAAUCUACUCUUAGGCGACUUCCUCGGCUAAAAGCAUUUUUGGUUUUUAAGCUCACACUCGAGUGUAAAGAGCCUGAAAGAGUCUUUGUACACAAACUUAUGUUCAGGGAUGUCUGAUUCGUCAUGGGAUUGCUGCCUCACCAGUGCGCGUACUUCCUUUGUCGUAUUUCAGCCGGUAGCCUUGAACUGACAGUGUGUUUGUCGCCCCUGUGACUCUGUACCUCAGUGAGGACGCCAUAUUUCAAACCCAGUUCAUGUACGAGCAGAACAGACCCAUAAAGCUUACAGCCGUGCAGCAGCGUGAUCACUGUUAUGUUACUGGCUGGUAUCCUGUUUUCCCAGCCUGACAGAAUUACACCUUCAGCUCGCCUGAGGUUACGCCAAACUCAAAGUCUCCUGCAGCACAGCGAGUUAUCAAGGGCUGUGCCGUGUGUAAUGAUAAACAGAUGAGACUGAUCCUACGCUAAUUAUAAGCCUAUGAAGCCCAUUAGCUUCUGUUAGCUGUUCAGAUAGAUGAUGAGGUGCAAUACCUUCAUGAUUAUGGGUUUUUCUAUGUGAAUGAAAUCACUGUAAACCAGUUUUGUCUGUGUCUGUGUGUGAGUGCAAAAUUCUCCACCCGGAAGGCUUUUUAUUAUUCAUGCUGUGACACCGCAUUUUGUUUUGUUCGCCACUUCAUCGAGCUGACAGUUUGAAGCCAAUAACGCUCUUUAAAUCCUGAACGAGCUGCCGAAUGUAAUCGAGCUCACAGCUGUAAGAAAAGUGCAAGGGACUUUUGAGCUGUGAGCACAUUAUCACAAAAAAUCAGGCUGGUACUCUAUAAUUCGAUCCAUUUAUUUGCUUGUAAAUAUCCGCCAGAGCUGCUAACAUGACAGGAGAGGAAGAGGAAAGAAGAGGAUGACAGCAGGAUGAAAUGAGUUUUAGAUUUAUAAUCCUCCAGCCGUGACCCCCAUUUCCUGCGUUUUGACGUCUCGGGGAAAUGUCAUGUCAGACUUGCGUUGGCCAGAUGAGACGGACAGGAGUGUGACACCUCUUCACAUGACAAAACCACACUCGCCCUCGCGCUUUGUGCUCAUGCAGACCUCCCCGUCACAGUCCCCGCUGAUACCAGCAUUCAUUCACCUGCGGUUUUUGUUUUCGUUUUGUCUUGUAAAAAUGAUUUUCUAACCGUCACGCUCGUCUUUCCUCUGGGGAGAGAAUCACAUUUAAUUCCGAUCCCUAAUUCCUCGCCCAUGUGUGGCAACCGACACUACAGCUGUGCCUGUUUUCUCUGUUUCAGCACAAAUCUCCAUCUGUAAGAUGCUCAAAGGACAGUUUUUGCUUCCAGGAAGAUUAAAGAGGAUUAUGUAAUUGCACGUUAUGGAGGAGCUUUUAGGGCCUCGGAGUGUGUAAAGAUGAUUUCACCAGAGUUGGUUUUUGCCGUCUUACACUCAUCUUAAGCAGUGAUUCCAUAUAACUUCAGGGACGAGUCCUUUUUUUGUGAUGAGAAGUGAUGGAAAUGCGAAGUUUUUCACCCCCAAAACUUCCCGAAUGUUUGUUGAAAGGAACCCUCUGCAGAGGAUUUCAGUGUUGAGCACUGGCGUGAGAGCACUAACAGCUAAAGUUGCCCUUGUUUGCCCAGUCGGUCAGACUGUGUGCAGCAGGGGAGAGUGAAGGAGCAUGUUUUCUCUGCCAGUCUGUCAGUGUGCGUCUGUCUCAGCAUGUGGGAGCAGCCUUUGACCUGCUGCAGAAGAGCGUGUAGCGCUGAGGCGGAGGAGAGCCAUGCCGCACUCCUUAUCAUUAGCAUGGAGAGUCACGCUCUCCCUCUGCACCAGCCAUUGUUUUUCCACCGUUUCUGUCUUUGAGAAGAAACAACCUUCAUCUACAACAGCCCACAUUUGCUCUUUUUUUUUGCUGAAUUUUUUUCUGAUAAUUGGGGUCGAGGUCUUUCUUACACAUUAAAAAAUGGCACAUGGCUCGUUCUAUUCCCCCGUCAGCUGAUAUAUUAACCUUUUUCCUCGCGCUCUAGUUGCUUAAAUUAUUAUGUAUUGAUGUCACCGGAGAUCUGUUCAGGUUUUUAUUUCCGCCCGGUAGCAGAGUGAUGGCUGUUUUCUUGGCCCCACUAAGCUGACAGUUCCAUUUGGUGGAUUUCUGCUGGUGUUCAGAGAAGGUGACACACAGGUUAUAUGAGAAGAGAGACCAGCAGCAGGGGUGGCUUAACGGGGGGUUUGAAAUAAAUUAGGCUUGUGCCAUUUUGUUCCCUUUGAUUCAAUUUUUCAUUUCCCUCUGAAUCCAAGCAAAUGAAAGGAAGGAGGAAGAUGGAUUUUUACUAUCGCGUCGACUCUGUAUUCUCAUUUUGUGCGUGAGGUUUUGUCCGCCGCACAGUUGGCGUUUAAUUCAGAGCUGUUUCGUGUAGCACAGUUUGUAUUCUUGGCUUGUUUUGACUUCAGGAUGUGAUGGCUUACUUUCCUGAUCCACGGCUAAAAUCACACUGAGCGUAAUGGUUGGUUUGCUUAGUUAAAAGUGCAUACCUGGUUCAUGCUUGGAUCAGAAUACCUUUAAGUUCUUGAAAGUUAGGCCCAUGGUGCAUAUCUUUUUGAUUUAAAAUGUCUUUUUUUGUCGCUAUUCAUCAUAAAAAAAAAUUGUUUUGUACUUUACUUACAGAUGCAGAAGAGUUUUAGGAUGGUGGAUGAGGACAAAACAGUUAAAUACAAGUGCAUAUGUAUUCUGUGUGGAAACUCCCUUUUUAAACCUGCACCCUUUUUCUGCUUUUUCACACGGUUUGCUUUCAUCCAGUUGUUUUUGUGUCUUUUGCGAUGAUAGUUUUCAGUAGAAACAUUGCGGAUGGCAAUUUUCUGUCAUUACAGGCGCUGGUUUAGACCUGUGGUGGGAUCAUGUGCCUCACACAAAAGGGUUUAGAGGCUCGGGGGCUGUAUCCUGAGAUGUCCCCUUCUGUCUGAACAUUAGCCAGUUUUUUUCCAUCAAUAAAAAGGGAAAAAUGGCUGAAAAAAAUCUCCAGAAAGAUCCUUUUGUUAAGCCAUAAAGGGUUCAGAGUAAAAUGACUCUGUCUUACUUCCAAAUAAUCAACCAAAGACAUUCUUGGUCGACUAAAACCCUGAAUUUUUCAACCAAAAAUUGACUAACCCCGGAUUUUUUACGCAUCCAGAACGGCUGCGAUUUUCCCCGUACACCAAUUCCUACCGGCAAAUUUCAUGGUGCGUUCGGGUAACCCUGGAAGUCAGAUGUCUGAGCUGGGAAUGACGUCACGCCGAGUUCCCAGUGUUUCAGUUACAAAGUCGGAAAAAAGCAAAAUCGGAAGCAGAAACAAGAUUGCCAUAUCUACGAAAGGGGAUGCUAAAAUAACUUAAAAUAACAAAAUAAAAAGCACUAAAAUAACUUUCGUAGAUGUAGCCAUCUUGUUUCCGCCUCCAAUUUUGCUUUUUUUCCGACUUGGUAACUGAAACGCUGGUAACUCGGGCGUGACGUCAUUCCCAGCUCAGACAUCUGACUUCCAAGGUAACUUGAACGCAGCAUAACCAUAGACUGUAAAUUGAAACAGAAAAAAAUCGAGUCGACCUAUCACAUUUUUAGUUGAUUCAGCACAUAUCGACCAAUAAAUCGACCAGUCGACUAGGACUUUACAGCCCUAAUCUAAAUUCUUUAAAAUGGUGUAAUACUAAGCUCAAAAGAGUAACUACAGUUAAAUAAUUUCAGAAUUAUUUUGUCAAAGCUGUUAAAUGAGUUUGCAGUGCAUUAAAAUGAAUACGUCCCCAUUAUAAGAGUUUGUCUGCUGAACCACUCCUGUCCUAAAAGCUAAAUCUGAGAGCUCCGGUGUUGUUGGCUCACAGGACGGCUGCGUAAAAACUCUGCACUAUUCGUGACAGCAGCCAUCCCAGACAGCCCCCACAGAGCCUCCCUCCUGCCUUGGGGAGACUUGGAGGUGGCUGAGCGGUGCAGGUUCUGCCAGCGUGUGCCUGACUAAAGAUGAGACCCAGUUUUUCUCUGACACAGCUCAACAUCUCCAGAGAUUUUAUUUUAUCUCUUUUUUUAUCCCUCUCUCCAUCUGCCUUGCUUGUUUUGUAGCCGAGGCUUAAAUCUUUGCUGCCUUGUGCGCAAGCAAAGAGCUUUCACACAAAUAAAACAAUUAGAAUAAAUAUAAUAGAACUCGAUCUUGCAGAAGCAUGUCUGCUAUAAUAAAUUGCAUUUGCUUUUUGUUAUGGGGAGUGUUUUUGCAGUCGUCCUUAAGUAUAGGAGACAGUGAGGGCUUCACAGUCAAGGAUCAAAUACUUUGUUCUCUGGAUUUUAUAUUUCUGUUAAACUGACCGGUUGUUUGCUGUUGUUUUGUUGCAUUGCAGAGGGAGAUGAAAGAGCAGCUGGCCACCCUGCAGGACAGUGAGAAGGGACACACUGAAGCCCUGCAGCUCCUACAGAGACAACUUACAGAGACCAAGGUACUGCAAUAAAAACAUCAAAAUAAAACCACUUUUCUUAUAUUGAUAUCUCCACCAGCAGGAAUGAUCUAGUUGUGUGUGGCUGCAUGCUUUCAUUAAUUAUCUGUAGCUUGCAGAAUAUGCGAAAUGACAAAAGUUGGCCGCUCUAGCAGGUUGAAUCAUUCUUUAUUUACUCUCUAAAGAUGGUUUACAAAAGAAAAGGCAGAAAAACUGUUCUUUUGUUUGGCUGAAAAUAAGCCCUCUUGAGCCUUUUUGCUGCAUAAACAGGUUAUAAUUGAUUAGGUAAUCAACUAAUUGUUUCUGCACAAAUUGCAACUCAAGCCGAAUGCUUUAAUGAUCAUUUAGUUAAACUGAAACAGGGAUUAAAAACAAUUAUCAGCUCGAUUGUCCUCUUUGUCUUUUAGUAAAAUAUGAGCAAUAAAUUAACGUCAUCUGGAUUUCUUAAAGACUUGAAAUCCCUUUGGAUGUUUUGUGGGAUGAUAAUUUUCAUUUCCAAAGACUCUUAACUGAUAUGAUUGGUCAGUUCUGAAAAUGACUCUUUUCUUCCAGUAGAAAAAUCUCUUUAUCGACUCGUUUGUCAGCUCUAAUCUUUUGGUUUUGUUUUCUCAGAAUUAACAGGAUUUUGGAAUUAUCAUCACCAUCAUAAAAAUGAGUGAUUUUGAUUUGAUGAGUAAGAAAAGACUCACUAACAAAUGAAACUGGGAGUCGGUUAUAACAGACUGUGCGGAUAUUUAAAGAAAUGACUCUUUAAAAGCCAAUUAGACACCGCGCGACUUCUUUAAUUAAAUCAAGUCAUUAUAAAAAUAUUAACCAUCGUGUCGACGGUGUUUAACAUCUGCUCUCUGUAGCCUCUGAUUAUCCAUUUUUUCCACCGGACUGACCAGCAUCGACAUCUACACCCCCUCAAGUAAAUGGGUCUAUUGAGCUGUUUAAUCUCAGCACCUUGUUUUAAUCAGCAAACCAUGAGCAUCCACUCAAUGUUUCAGUCCCUGAACCUCCCACACGCACCAACCCAUCUCCUCCGUCUCCUGUAGAGACAUCAGAUCUAUCGACCAGGGAGGGGUCUUUGGCAGAGACGAUGUCGCAGCCAUCAGCGUUAUCUGUCAUUGAGGGGACACAUUCUCCUUUCGCUUGUUUUUGUACCUGCUGUCCAAUGUCACAGCAUCGCUCAUUUUUCUCUCUACGCCGUGCACCGCCGGGGAGAGCGACCCUGUCCAUUUCAGGCUGUGUAUCGACUCACACAGACUGCUAGAUACAGGCCUUUCAGCUGCCCCGACUCCUCACGAGAAAUGGGCCGAUCUCAUUAGAUUUACAUCCAUUUGCACAGAGCAGAACUCUGACUGGAAGAGAGCCACGCUGUGACCUCAUUGAUCUCUGAUGCAUUUAGGUAGCUGACAAUGAAAUGUCUCCUCCUAGCUCUUCAUUUUGCUUCAUUUAAGCUGACCUGAUUUUUUUUCUUCUGCUUUGUCUUGACUUUUUUGUUUGUCGAAAGACUCCUCCGUGUACGUUUGCAGGCUUUUAACUUUACAAAACUUCCAGCAAACAGAGAAAUAAACACAGAUGAGGCAGAACUUGAAAAUAGAUUUGAUAUUUUCAUCUGCCCUGUUAAAACUUAGCUCAAACGAGGGCUGGGUGAUAUGGCCUCAAAUAAAUAUCACAAUAUAUUGAUCAGCUCACCUCGAUAAUGAUAAAUGGACGAUAACUACUCCACAAGCUGAUCACCCCCUCCCACAUUAACUUCAUCUACUUCAGCCGCUACAACACUCAAACCGUCCUCCAUCUCCUCACCUGUCUUUCCCUCUUUGUUACGGACUGAAUGGGGUGGAGUCACGCCUCUGACGUAGAACAGUGUCUUAAAGGGACGUGAGACCAUAGCCUACCUACGCACAUCCAAAACCAACUUUUAUUUAUUUAUCUUUUUGACAGCGAAUAUACUAGGGACGUGCAUUUCAAGCAAAAUUACUUUUCGAUAGUUGCGGGGUAAUACUGAUUAUUAAUCGAAUAUUCAGACCCCAACAUCACCACCUCCACCACCAGCGGGAAAAACAGAAAGAGAUCCACAAUUAUCAUAACUCUGUCUUUUUAUUUUGACAGUGAUGAAAUUCACAGUACAACAUUAUAGAACUGUUACAUUGUUUAACCUCAUUACACACACAGGAUAUAAUUAUCAAAUUUGCCACCUCCUUUAUAAACCGUUUUAUAUAAACUUAUUUUAGUGCUUGCCUUGUCUGAACGUAAGGCAAGCGCUGAAAUAACUUUCGUAGAUGUAGCCAUCUUGUUUCAAGCCUCUGAUUUUGCUUUUUUCCGACUUUGUAACUAAAACGCUGGUUACUCCGGUGUGACGUCAUUUUCAGCUCUGACAUCUGACUUCCGAGGUAACUCGAACGCAGCAUUAGAUUUCUGUUAAGUCUGCUUCUGUCUGACUUCAAACCCUGAAUUUCAACCGACUCAGACUCAAGUGACUUUCCCUUUAUGAUCCGUCAGUUUUUGAGGAGUGGUUGCUUUAGCCUUGCGCUCAUUCUCGCUGAAUACACCUGUUCUGUGCUCCAAUUUGAGCCCUUUGCCUCGUGUGUGUCUCAUACACGCUGUGUCCUAUUCACAUGCCCACCAGGGAUUCACUUCAUAAUCACAUGCUUCCCUGAGAGGUAUCCAGCCCCCCUGUCUCCAAGGGCUGCAGACUCCCUCUCGAUGCCAUCACAGCCUGCUGAGCCAAAGCUGCAGACACGUCACUAGAUGACUGAUAUUUUAGCUGCUGCAGUCCUCCUCCUCCUCCUUCUCCUCCUCCAUACCAUCAAAUUUCAGCUCUUAGCUUGGCAGGAGGGCUGGGAUACAGCCUACUUUAAUGUCAUAGUUAGCAUACUUGCAGGAAUAAUGUCUGCAGAAUUGGUUCCCACCAGCAGAGCGAGAAUACCUGCCCCCCCUGGAAGAACAAGUGGAAACAGUCCUGCUGCGUAAUUAAAGCUCAGAUCACAGAUCUGAAGCCCAGAUGCUCCUGAAGACAUCAGAGGAGUGAUUUGAAUUUUCAGCAGCAAAAUCACACGUUUCCUCCGAGUCGUUUUGAUAAAUGCAGUGAUUCAGACUUGAUUGAUUUUCUUUUUCUUUGAGCUUUCAAGAGCAGAUGUCUAAAUUCUUUUCUUCAGUAUAAAAGAGUGAAAUGAUGACAGACAGGGAAGCUCUCAAUAAACUGUCUGAACGAAGUCCGGUCUUUCAAGCAAGCGGCCGCCUCGCCUCGCCUCUCUGUGCGAGUUUUGCAGGGUUUUCACAUCACACUCCUUUGUUCUGCGCCUCUGACGACUGCUAACACUCAGAUGAUUCAUUCCCUUUGAAGUCCAGUUCCCAUCUUUCCUCUUCAGCUACAAAUCAGUUUCUUUAACCCUGCAGCUCCCAGUCCAAACAGCUCGGCUCUGUCUGUAAUAGCUUCGGCACGGCUUCCUGACUUGUUAUCAGAUGACCUCACACAGAGAGAGGUCAGGGCGUCUUUUAAAACCUCCUUCUGGGUGUCUUCUGGGUUAGACUCUGAGUGGACUUUUGAUAAACGGCCCCAAGAAACGAUUGUCGCUCAAAUCACUUCCUCUGAUUGUUAUUUUUUUAAUUGAAAAUCUAAUCCUGCUGAUUUUAUAUAUGUGUCAUUAAAUAGUGUUUCCCCAAUGUUCAUAAUUACAUGCACCGCUUCUGAAAUUUUACAUGAUCAUUAAUAUCAAUGUGCCACUAAUGAUUUCUACUCGCACUGUAUGAGCUCAGCAACACGCAAAAGUUAUUUUUGACUUGUUUUGAGUCAUCAACGUGUGCAUCAAAUCCUGUCGGACCCUCUUCCAUCAACAUGAAAGCUAACGUUCAAGCUUACACACGGUCUAUAGAGCGAGUAGCAUUUAUAGCAUUAGUAGCAUUAAUAUCAAUGCUCCAUGAAUGAUUUCUACUCGCACUGUGUGAGCACAACAACACACAACGUUAUUUCCGACUUGUGUUGAGUUCUUAAUGAGCGCAUCAAAUUCUGUUGGACCCUCCACCAUAAACGUAAAGGGUAACAUACAGGGUUGUACACAGUCUAUAUAGCGAGUAGCGCAAAAAACUUAAUGUGAAAGCGUGGCUCCUUGAGCGUCCGCUGCUGAAAAAAAUUCUUGGGGAAACACUGUUAAAUGUGAGUAUUUAAUCAAAACAGGGCCACAGAUCAUGUCUUUGGUGGUCCUUUUUGCUUUAGGAUAGCAUAAAAAGGCAUUAAUAUGAACUUCAAUCGAAUUUGUGGAUGUCAAAAAACUCCCCAUUGGAGCUUUAAAUACAAGAGAUUUUUUUUUGUUUUUCACAAGGUCUAGAGGUCUAAAUGUUGCCUUCGUAAUGCUUCUGUAAUCCAGCAUUAAGUUCAAACUAAGACUUCUUUGUCACAAACCAGGCUCGAGUGUAGAGGUGACAGGACUUUUUCAGCGGUUGCCCCCAGACUGUGGAACAGUUUACCUGACCGUAUUAGAGCCUCACAGACUUUUAGAUUCUUUUAAAUCAUCUUUAAAGACCCACCUUUCUCCGUUGCAUUUGAUAAAUGAGCACACAGGAAUCAUAGGCACUGUAGCUUUUAUUCUUUUACUGUCUAUAUUUUAUUCUACUGUUUUAAUUGUAUUUUUUAUUGUUAUCUAUCGGUUUAUUUACAUGUACAGCACUUUGUUUGGCUGCUGUCUUUUAAAGGUGCUUUAUAAAUAAACUUUGACUUGACUUGACAAAAUCACAAAAGUUCCUAUUUAGGAGAUAGAGGUAGGGGUGUCCUGAUCCAACUUUUUGACUUCCGAUACGAUACCGAUAUUGUUGCCUUCAAUAUUGGCCGAUACAGAUAUUGAUUCAAUAUUGGCUCAGAAUUGUGCAUGGCAAGUUUUUCACUCAGCUGCAACAUCUUUUUCAGACUUCAACAAAAAAUACUGCCACAACACCAGUGGCGAUUGCUCUAAGACUGCAAGGGAAGCUCGGCUUCCCUUAAAAUGUCACCCCCCAAAAAAAAGAAAAAGUGGUGAAAUACGUACGGCUGUGUGUACAUUUCAUUAACUAAAUACGCACUAGAAAGCCUUCAUCUUUUGUUCAGACACUGUGAUAAGAAGCUGAUAAUCACAGGUAACCGGCAUAACUUCGUUCUCAUUCAUCCUCGCAGCGCCUCAGCGCUUUAAACAGUCGGACGCUGGGCUUCUGCUGACUUCAAUGUGGAAGCUCAAAGUGGGUUGUUCCAGCAGCGAAACUAGACGGUCAUUGGAUAAAUGCUGGGCUUUGUCCCACCCAUCGGAAGCCCAGCUUCACUGGAGUUCUAUGGCGAGAGGGCGGUCCCGACUUUCUCCCGGACUCCGAGCUUCUGCAUCCAUGAUUGGAUGAGCUGUCUGAGGCAAAAUCCUUUUUUGAUUGACAGCUAAACAAGCGAAUCAGCGAUCUUGAAGAAUAAAACAUCUACCAGAGCAUUUUCCAAGUUAUUCAUUCCGUUGUUCUUCACUGCUCCAGAGACUUUACCGAUCCUCAGCGACUUUUGUAUUUGUUAAAAACGACUGCUGUUGUGUUUGGCGACUCUGUUCUGUUACAUACUAAUAAACAAAUACAAUUAUGAUGUAGGCCAGAAAAAUGAGCUUCCCCUCCUUGAAAGACCAGCAGCCGCCACUGCACAACACCAACAUCACUCUUACUCCUUGGUACUUUGUUCGUACCUUAGUAGACACUGUUGUUGUGAUUACGUGGGCUCUGCUCAUAUCGGUUCGAUAUCCAAUAUCAAUAUUGUAUCAGGACACCCCUGGAUAGAACCAGCAACAUUAUUGCAUUGAUAAUUCUAAUAUUUAGCAUUCAAUCUGCUUUGUAUGUACCAUCAAGCAAUUCAUUUUUUUAGCAGCUCAUCUUGUAUGACUCUUAAAGCUGCUUAUUUUCUCAGUGGAAGACUGUUUUUGUCUUAGAGUCACUUUUAAAUCAAUACAUGCCCAAGCUUAAUCAAUUAAUGAAUGUUAAUGUAAUAUGAACACAAUUUAGAGCACUUUAUAAGUCCUUGAAUUACUGACCCACGUCUAAUUAAGAGUCAGGCCCCUGGGACUGGAAAAAAAACUCUUCACAAAGUCUUCUUCACAUGCGGCUAACAUCAGUUAUUAAUGUCCCAGCUGAGGAUUCUCUUAAGUAAACCUCUUAUUUUUUUCUCCCUCUGUCUCUUCAGUCCUCAGCUAAGAGUCUGCGGGCAACCAUCGGCGAUGCGUUCGAGCGCCUUCACCGCUUCCUGCGGGAGCGUCAGAAGAGCAUGCUGGAGGAGCUGGAGAUGGACACAGCUCGUAAGCUGGCGGACAUUGAGCACAAGAUCCAGCGCUACAGCCAGCAGCUGCGUGAUGUCAAGGAGGGUAUCCAGAUCCUGCAGGAGCGCCUCAACGAGUCGGGGCGACACGACUUCCUGGAGGGAGUGGCCAUCACAUCUGAGAGGUGCAAAAGACGUUCCUGCAUCAUCAACGAGAAUGUCAUGACUCUUUAUUUACUUUGCUCACACGUUUUCUCCUCACGCUAAAACUGAAAGAGGAAGAUUGGAGUAACAGCAUCAUCUAAUCCCUGAACAGAUGGUGAAUUAGGUCUAAAGGAAAGCAGCAGUAAUGUUUAAUCAGGGUUGAGGUACUUAAGGACAAAUGAGUGGGGGUACUUGAGGACGAUUUAAUUGAACAGUUUAAUAUCUAUGAGCGGAUUAAUGAAGCUGAAUGAAGAACUGGUGAGGGUGUCACAAUCGAGCACAAUGUCACCACCACAAUUUUACUUCAUGUUAAAUGUUGGUUGAUAUGAAAUUAUAGAUAUAAAGAUAAUGAGUCAAGUAUUUAAACAAUGAUGUUUCACACAGAGGUAAUUCGGGCUGUAAAGUCCGAGUCGACUGGUUGACUUAUUGGUCGAUAUGUGCUGAGUUGACGAAAAUUCUGGUUCGUGAACUUGAUUUUUGUCCGGGUCAAUUUAUAGUCUAUGGUUAAUCAAGAGGGAUGUACCAAGUGCUAACGGGGGUGUUUUUAGAGCACCCCCAUUUCACAGGUAACAGCCUAUCUUAGAACACCCCCUUGUUUUCACCAUUUUGGAUUCACCCAACUCACUGGAGACCAAAAAGAGACAGGAAGGAAUUGCUUUCUUGUGCUGAUAUCAGUUUAUUUUCACCCCGCUGUCAGAGUCGGAAAAAUCCCUCCCCCGAUUGGUCGAUUUUUGUUUGAAAAAUUUCAGGGUGUUAGUCGUUUAGUUUACAGCCCUUUUAGUUUACAGCCCUAGAGAUAAUCACGGUCCUGUUUCAGCUCCUCAUGUAAUAAUAACACUACAUUUUAUUGAGUCUAAGCACUUAAGGCCACGUUAAAAAAUAAAUAAACAGCAACAUAAAACAGCAAGAUAAAAGCAAUUACCGUGGCUUAAUGAGGACAAAUGUGUAUUAAUAUUAACUGUAAUUCAUUUCAUUUCUAAGAGUUCAUGAGAUUAUCACAAUAAUACAAUAACAGUUAUUUCCUCUGCUUAAUACUCUGUAAGUUAUUAAAGUCCACAAACUCAAAGUGAGACUUGGUUUCAUUCUGAGGUCCAGAUGCCUUAAAAAUAACUCGGCUGAAUGAAUUUAUGCUCAUGACCUUAAGUUUGCUGAACAUAAAACACGAGUUAAAUGCCUUUCAUGAAUGAGAAAAUAAUGUAACCAGGUCAAAAAGAUUUCAAACUUAACCAUGUUUUUGUUUUUAUUGUCAAAUGUAAUUUUGAAAUAUCUUAUUUAUAUGCUGAGAUGAACUGAACACCAUAUCCAAAUGUCAAACUUGAACAACAGAAAAGUACAAAUAUUUGCCAUUUGAGAUCACCUCUGACACUGACCAACAGAAAAAUUGUAUUAUUCAUGGUUUUAUCCGAUCGUGUCAGACAACACAUCAUUACUUACUUAAUAUUUCAGCACAAAUAUGAAAAGGUCCAUUUUCUUACACGCCAUUAUUCUCAGAAUUUUAAUGUGAUAAGUAACCCACUCAGCUUCUUGCCUGACCCCCGGACCUCACGUAGGAGUGCACUGAGUGAUUCAUGCGGAGGUUCCUAUUGAAUCAUAAUAUAAUGGUGUUAGAGCUGUUUCCCCCUCUGUCUCACUGAUAGAUUCAUCCCUGCUGCUGCUGCAGAUCCAUAAAGCAGUUUGUCAGCUGUUAUUCGUCAAUAAAGGCCCCUUCUCAAAGACACAAACCAGAAUAAUUACUUUAGUUAUCAAAGCUGUGGGUUGAACCACAAUGCAGUUUCAUUUGGAAAAAAGUACCCUAACUGGAUUAAGACUGUUAUUGAUCGAUUAUUUUCUGUGCCAGGAUCAAAGGAAAGAUACAUGAGACCAAUCUGACGUAUGAGGACUUCCCGACAUCCAAGUACAUGGGGCCCUUACAGUACACGAUAUGGAAGCUGCUAUUCCAGGAUAUCUCACCAGGUAUGUAACAUGAGAUGUAAGCCGCUCAAACAAGGAGUCAUCCAACGUGACACGACACAAUUGACAGUGAAAGUUGAGAUGCUCUCUCAACACACUGGUCCCAGGUUCAACUCCUGGCCUCAACCCUUUGAUGCAUAUCCCGCCCACUCUUUUCCUGUUCUUCCUCAUAUAGUCUUAUCAACACAGGGAAACAAAACAUUGAUAAUAUUGGAGGAAGAACAGUGAGUCUUGGUUCUAUUCAGUUAGUUAGCUUAGCUUGGCAUAAAGCUGCAAGUGGCUAACAUAGUUCUGUCCAAAGGUAACAAAGUCCUUCAACCUGAAUCUCUCUAAAGAUUACUCAAAAAAAGGUAGGGUUGGUAAUCACAGCAAACCGGCAUGAAUUUGAAUGUAGCAUCUCCUCAGGACUUCAUCUGUUCUCUUCCCCUUCCCCUUGGAGCUCCUCCAAAACAAUGCCCCCGCUCACAUGCAAGAGCGCUGCUGUCUGCUGAUUCAAAACCACAGACUCGAAACUUUGGGACUUUAGAUUAGGAAGUCUUAGCACAGCAGGGACAAAGAGGGUAACGUUAGCAUUGGGAUGACCACAUAACUAGCAACAUGGCUAAAUACUUGAUCAAGAUUAAAAAUCGCCCUGAAACAAACUCAACGUAUCCUUCCAACAGAAAUCAGUGACCAUGGCAUCACUUUUAAAGCCCUUGGCCUCUUUCAGUUCUCUCCAUCGCUGAAAAGCCAUCCCGAUGUUGACUUUCGUUUUCGCCCGUGACCCUCCUGUUAAAUGUUUUUGUAUGAAUUAAAAAAACAAGCCCUGAUGUGAAUGAGCAAGCAGUCACUAGCAGGGGUUUAGUAGCUUUCAUGUAUGGUAUGUACGAGCCCAUUUACUCAAUUUCAAGCAUGUCUUCAAAGCCACACAAACAUUUUCUGUCUUUAGGGGAUUCGUCGUCUUCUCUCCAAAUCACGGACUGCUCCUUUAAAAACCGGUUCCCAUGUCUAAUUUGUGUUUGUUGGCUAAGUGUUUGAAUCAGACACUUAAAUGAGUGAAACUUUUCCUGCCUUUCACCAGGAUGUCUGUAACAACUCUGUUUUUUUUUUUCUCUUCGGAUGAGAAAAAUUGUGGUCAAACCUGGAGGGUGGCGAUGCCCUUCUGUUUCUGACAGCGGCGAGAGGAGCUCGACUCCCUCUGCCCCGCAGCCAUCACUCACUCGCUGGAGAUUAUUCAAAAUGAUGUGCUGAGGAAUUUCGUACUCCCUCAAUCAGUUCUUCGCAAUUCAGCCGGCUGCGGGGAGGCCAGGCAGUUUUCUGGCCUCCCUUGACUGCCUGCCAAAUGGAACAAUUGGUUACGAUCCAUCACCGGUGGUUGCCAGAGAAGAAAUAAAGACAUUCUUCCCAUCAUCCCUUAUCCCUCAUCCCUCAUCCCCAAUCCCUUGCUGAUUGGUUAGCAGGAAUAGCUAUGAGACGCCAUGCUGUUUUCUCCCUCUCAUCCUCAGCAGGAAAAAUAGUUUCGUGGCUGACGCAUGUUUGAUGGCAGGUUUCUGUCUUUGACACAAAGAAGCUCCAAGGUUAUGAAAUUUUAAUGACCCGUCUGUAACAAACACUGGAAAUGUCAUUGACUAGAGGAUGCAACGUCCUGUCCGCUGGCUGGACGCCAGAGUUUUCACCUCCUUUUAAGCCAGCUGAUAUAACACAGAGAAAGUGGAAAAAAUGCCGUCCCACUGUUUCCAUGAGUCAGUUUUAUAUGACAGGGAGCCAAGAGAACAAGCUGUUAUUGUUCUGCCUGAUAUGGUUCCCCUUAAUAAGCAGACGUGUUUGCAGAUUCUCCUGCCCUGAAACCACAUAACUGCACUGAGAAACGGCCUCCUACCAGCCCAGACCCUGUGGAGCAAGGUGGAGGGGCUCCACCCAUCACUGCAAUUACAGCCUCACUGUAUUGUUUGCAACUCUGGCAUGGUAUGAUGUUGUUCAAACGGUGCUGGCCAAACACAUUCUGUCUGGGGAGCAUUUGAUUAAAGACUGAAGUUUAUACAAGGAGGUAAAAACAGGAAAAAAAAUGGAUGGUGGUGGUGUACACAGUCACACUCCUUGCACAACUCUUUGCUGCAUUUCCUGAAGGAGAAAAAGAGUGUUGUCGGGGGUCAGGUGCACUAUGAAAUAACAAGCUAUCAGUCGUCUUUUACCACGGGGCAGAGCUUCGAUCACCUCCUUAAACUCUGGCAGGAAUGAUUUACAACACAAACGCUCAUGUCCCCGGCAGGAGGUUGGUCUCAUGGGGGCAAUAAAUCAAAGUUUUUGAAGACAUUUUCUCGCUGACCUUCUGUUCUCUCUUAUUUUGAUGGGAUUUAUCUAGUUUGGACACAUGUAAUUUUUUUUCUAUAAACAUAAAUGCUUCCUCUGCUGGAAAAAUAAAGGGAUAUUCCAGCGUAAAAUUAGGUUUGGGUCAAACACCGAGUUAGACACCCUGUCAAGAGAUGAAUGUUGCUGACUGCUUGCUUCUCUCAUUAUACCAACUUUAGUAACGACCGCACGAUAGCAAUACACAGCGGUCUGAGGUGCCAUUAACAAACAUCAACCAAAACGCCACUGUAUAGCCACAAAUAAUGCUCAGAACAGCACCUAACUUCAUCAACAGUACAGAUAGGGUCCCAGCCAAAGUACUAGCCACCAAACAUCUUUUCAGCUUUACCUAAUUUCUUUAUUUAUUCAUUACUUUAUCAUUUCCCUGAAGUAAUAAUCAUCAUAUUAAUCAUUUUGCACUACAAACGCCGUAGUUCUUCUGCCUUAGCGUCUCACUCUGAUUGCAUUUCCAUGAAGAAAUGAUCAUAAAUGUUCUUCCUUGAGCUGCAAAACUCCACAGCAGUCUGUAAUGGACUGGCCCAGAGGUCUCCGUACAAACAAGCGGCUGCUGGAAGAGAGUAGGUGAGUUGUGUUUAGUCUCUUUGCUAAAGAAAUCAGGCAAAGUUACAAAGAUGUUUGGUGGCUAGUACUGUGGCUGGGACCCUAUAUGUACUGUUGAUGAAGUUAGGUGCUGUUCUGAGCAUUAUUUGUGGCUAUAAAGUGGCGUUUUAGUUGAGGUUUGUUUAUGGCUACUCAGACCGCUGUGUAUUGCUAUCGUGCGGUCGUUACUAAAGUAGGUAUAACUAGAGAAGCAAGCAGUCGGCAACAUUCAUCUCUCGACGGGGUGUCUAACUUGGUGUUAUGGUGCAUUUGAUCCUAACUUAAUUUUACGCCGAAUAUCCCUUUAAGGUGAAUAAAAGUUUGAUCAAAUCUAGCAACAUCCCUCAUCUCCAGCAAUUUCUUUGGUUUCAUUGUUCUCAUAUGUCUUGUAUACAGAGGGGAUUUCUUUCCUGAUUUAAGCCCCCCAAUGUCAGAAAUAACAGAUUAUCCCCCAAAUCCUCCCAAACACUGUUUUUUAAAAAAAAAAGCAUUUUGCGAAGUACGGAGUAUUAUAAAUGGAAUUGAAUUAACCUGUGUCUCAAAAAUCCUCCAUUCAAAGCGAGACCUGAAUGCUGGCUCUCGAUCGCAGCAGUCCAGCUCCUGCAGUCCCAGACUGGACAGCUGACUGACAGCAGAAUUUGCCUGACUAAAACAAUCCACAGGUAGAGUCCAGAAGGAGCAGACAGGAAGAAAGCAGCAUCAUUAUUCAUUUAUUUUAUUUCCCUUGUUGCCUCUAUAGAUUGAUGCCUUUCAUAAAAAAAAAUGAUUGCUUCUGUUCUGAGUCAGAGGGGUGAUGAACAUCAGAAACCCCGCUGAGGGGAUUUCUUUUUCCACAGCGGAGGCAGAAACCUCAGCCAUGGAUGUCUAAACCUGUGGAAACAAAGCAAACCAUUUUCAGUGACCUCCGGGUCAAAACGUAAAAUCUAGUGUUGAUGUUUUUGUUUUGUUUUUGUUUGUGGAGGAUAAGUUCAUCACCUUGACCCUACCUCUUCUGUGAAGCUGACUGGAUGCAUUUACUUUCUGCCUGAUCCUCACACAGCAUGUCUAUAAAGAGAAAUGAGGUGCAGAGAAUGACAGUGCAGUUCUCAUCUGUUUGGUCCAGCUGAGCCAUGAAAUACUGACGCGUCUGUCUUAUUGUUGAGUUAUUUUCCAUCCUGCUGAAAUCCAUAACUGUCCUGUUUUAUUCAGGCAGACUGUUUGUCUCUAAACUAUCAAAACUCAAAGUGAAGUAAAUGCUGACUCUCCUCUCUUCUCCCCUCAGUCCCUGCAGCAUUGACCCUCGACCCCAUCACAGCUCACCAAAGACUGAUCCUCUCAGACGACUGUACCAUAGUAGCCUAUGGCAAUCUACAUCCGCAGCCACUGCAGGACUCCCCUCGCCGCUUUGACGUGGAAGUGUCUGUUCUGGGCGCCGAGGGCUUUGUGUCGGGCGUGCAUUACUGGGAGGUGAUGGUGUCAGAGAAGACCCAGUGGAUGAUCGGCGUAGCCAAUGAGACUGUGAGCCGCAAAGGCAGCAUUCAGAUCCAGCCGAGCCGAGGCUUCUACUGCAUCGUCAUGCACGACGGGAACCAAUACAGCGCCUGCACUGAGCCCUGGACCCGCCUCAAUGUAAAGAGCAAGCUGGAGAAGGUGGGGGUCUACCUGGACUACCACAAAGGUCUGCUCAUCUUCUACAAUGCAGACGACAUGUCCUGGCUCUACACCUACAGGGAGAAAUUCCCUGCUAAGCUCUUCCCUUACUUCAGCCCGGGUCAGAGUCACGCUAACGGCAAGAAUGUGCAGCCGCUUCGGAUCAACACUGUACGCCUUUAAGAGCUGCACACAUCUGCUGUCAUGAUUGUUCUGACGGAUGUCAUCGUACGCAAAUUCACGGGACUUGUUUAGAUUAAAAAAUGUUCAACAAAUCAGUUUAAAAAAAAAAACACUAAAAAGAUGGUUCAGGUUUUUUCUUGUCGGGUUGCAUGAGGUAGACGAUGUAUUAUCUUCAGUCAAUGAUGGUCAGCAUGGACCCUGUUUGAAGAAUUCAGAGAAAUAACGAGAAUAGAUGCUGCGCUCUGCUUAACCCAAGGCUGAGUAUUGGACUUAAAAAGUCCCUUCCUUACAAAAAACAAGUCCAUGCUGUAAUCUAAUGUUUUCAGACUUCAGAUAGCUCCUGUCUUUGGCAAUGAGUUUAUGUCAACAAUAUAAGUUCUGUGUUUUUGCAUGUGCUCUGCAAUGUGUUACAGCCUCUUUAACCAAAAAGUACCAUGGCAAUAUUGAUAUCGGAUAUCGGUCCAAUAUCAGCAAAGAAAUUGAAUAUUGGGUUAUAUCGGCCUGCAUCUAAAACGGCCUGCAUCUCCGCCCUGGCACCUCUAUCUAGCAGCGCCCUGAUCCAGCAUGCAAAGCCCACAAAAUCACAACAACUGUGUAUACUAAGGUACUAACAAAGUACCAAGGAGUAAGAGUGAUGACAGCCCUGUGGCAGUAUUUUUUGUUUAAGUCUGAAAAAGACAUUGCAGCUGAGUGAAAAACUUGUCUUGCACGAUAUUGUGCCAAUACCGGUAUCGGUCUACAAUAUCGGUAUCAUAUCAGAAGUCAAAAAGUUGUAUCGGGAAGCCGCUAAUGGCAAAAUCUCAAACGAAAAAUAAAACGUCACUCUUCCAAAGACUUUUAAGAUCGUACAAACUUGUGUUCAAACAGAGCAUCCUGGUCACUUUACUGUCUGUAGGACACAAUACAAAGCAGCCUGCUGGAUUCUUACUAAAAACACUGAUUUAUCAAACCAUCUGAAGAGCUGGAUUUUAAGAAUAAAAAACUGAAACACCCCAACAGACAGCUCCCAAAAACGUAUCUGUCCACUGUUUGCACGGGUUUAUCCAACAAUCCUUUGACUCGGCUGACAGUAUUUCUUCAUUUACAUUUUUUAGUUUUAGGUCUUUUGUCUGUUGUCUCUUCUGUAAAAUGCUGAUUGAAUACUAUAUGCUGCAUAAGAACACACACACACAGCUGUGGUAUUUAAAAAUGUGCUAAAGAAAGAGCAGCCUGACAUCAAGACAAAGCAGGAGAAAUAUUCAAAUAUGUCCAGAUAAGCAGAGUCUCCUUUUGUUCAACAUCCCUGUGAAUAGAGUUAUAAAGUUGAGCUGCUUCUGGCCAGCGUAUUUCCAAACAGGGACUGUGCUCACCAUUAUUCACUGUACAUAAUAUGAAUAGUGAUAAUGACCUCAUGCAGCCCACUUUAAAAAAAACCCAAACACUAAAGUGUGUUUGAAGUCUUUCUUUCGUAUCAGUUAAGAGUUGUGCUCGAUGUUGCUCCUCAAACGUGCUGUUUUUAUGUGACUUAAAAUGACCGUAUCAUAAUGGCCUGCACUCAAGCCUCAUUCGGCAUCCUCACCUGAAAAGAUAACACUAAAUGGAGACACAGGGACCCCUGGGUUCCUCCGGAGUCUGUGGCAGUGAUGUAAAAAUAUAAGUGAUUUCCCCUCUUUGAAAGUGACUGUCCUAGACCCGCUUUGCACACUCCCAGGGGGAACCACUCUCCUUAUCAAGCUCCUGGCCUGCCAGACUUGACGUCCCCUUUGCCCGAGCCUGUGGAUGCUGUUGACCGGUCCCGUCUCCUUCGUGCUGUACAGUUGGCUUAGCUUUGUGUGUGGAAUGUGAUCGACAACACUCGGCUCCUUUUUACGGCUUCUGUUUAGCCACCUUGAACUUGUCAAGUUGUUUUUCUUCCGUGUUAAACCACAGUCUUGGUUCCCUUUUGCUGGAUUCUCAUUCACACGUGUGUGUUCAGUCUUCAUCAGUGGGAGUACAGCUCCUCUUGUUAUUUGUGCACCAAUUGUUAUUCAUGUCACUGUAAACAAUGUAGUUCAUUGGAUGCCCAUCCUGUCAGCUUCUAAGUCCUUCGCACACAUGGUGGGAAAGUCUGAUUGGAAUUCGGGAUUGUCCAGAAUUAUGCUGCUAUGAUGGGAUAAGAACUCGGAUGUUUGUAUUUAGAGGAUGAAAUGUUAAUUGGAAAGUUUUCGCCGUACACAUCAAGUUUGUCCUUCAUUUGUGUUUUCUGUCCAUGAAUGCAUUUAGUUUGUAAAAUUAUUUUUCCCGUCGUGUCGUUUUAUCAUUUCCUCUUGAACUCAAAGGGCGUUGGAUCUGUAUUUUAUGUACAUUGCCUCGUAAUGCAUAGAUUUUCAGACUUUAAUUCUUAAAUUAUUGUUAAGAAAUGCGAUAAAAAACACAUUUUUUCUGUUCCAAACCAUAUCCAAGUGUAAAAGAGAUCAUGGCUUUAGAAAUCAUGUAGAAAUAAUGAUGAAUACAUGGACUGAAUGACACUUGUGUACUACCCCCCCGGUGUGACUGGCAUUCCCCAGGCUGCUGCUGUGUUACAUCAUAACAAAAUCACAGAUAAUUCCCCUGAGGCCCCCCCUCCCUCCUCAUGUGUAUUUCUUCACCCCACGUGCCUCAAGUGCUCUUGUUUAUCGGCAGUCGUACACAAGUCCAGCCGAAUCAGCUCCUAAGAGGCUCCUGUCACUUCGCCAAGUCCGGCAUACUGAGAGAUACAGUACAUGUGCGCGUGGAUGGGUGUGUUUGUGAAGCUAUGAUUUUAAAUCCAGCUUUAGCACUGCUCAAUAAAGUCCAUUUGGCCGUAGAGACACACCCAGGCUGUGGCUAAAAGAGUUAACUACGAAACACUUACAGAUCAACUCCACAGAUUUUUCUUUGGGAUAGUCAUCAACCACAAAUCAAAACAAAACCGAAAGAAACACCUCUCCCUUUGUUUGCCACCAUUCGUCACCCAAAUGUGUCUGUGCGUUAUCUGUGUUGUUCAUUUUUUCAAAAGAAAAUGGGGCAGUGCCCUUGUUUUUGUAGGAUGUGGAUGUGGUAUUUGCAGUAUGACGCAAACUUGGGUCAAAUUGUGACACCUCCAAGUUCUUCUUGAUCUUUGUUAUGACUUGCACAGAUCUGCCUUCUGAAUGACAAUGCUGAAUAAAACUCGGGCAGCUUGUCUGUUUUAUUUUCCGCAAAACGCAACUCAGUAAAAAACCUGCAUUAUAAAACGGGUUCAGUAAACUUCUGUUUGAUUGUUAAAUGUUGAGAAGGUUCAGACAAUCAUGACUGUAUUUUGUCACCCCUCUCUCUAAACUUGCCCCCUGAAAACAGGCGCUUUAUGCAUGUUAAAACAAACGCUUACAUUUGACCUCAGUUUGCUUUGUUGUAGACUUCAGUGGAGUCUGUUUCUGUUUGAAUAUCAAGAAGGAGAUUAUUGUGACGUGGUGUUGGGUUCCUGGUGCUGAAGGUAAUGCUAAUGGUUUAAAUGAUUAUAACAAUAACUAUGACACUUUUAAUGAUUAUAAUGAUGAUUGUGUUCUUUGAUGAUGGCAGCUGUGCACCCAUCUUUGUGUGAACACACUCCUGUGUGCUUUUGCUGCUGGAGGUUUGUGGAAAAUGUUUUAAUGUAUAAUAAAUUACUGCUAAAAUCAGAUGGUCUCGUUAAAUUUGUCCUGAUUUUAAUCUGUAACAGUCACAUUUUCACCCUAAUUCAGAUUUAGUAUAAGCUGAACACAAUAGCCAUUUUCACAUGUGCAAAAUUUCUUGAUUAUCGGAUUACAAAUUUGAGGGAUCGGAUAAUCUGAAUCCACUGUUUAUAUUGGUGCAAAAUCAAAUAAUCCGAUCAUGACGUGCGUAUACAUGCACCAACCUUCAUUCAGAUUAGAAGCAUUUGGACAUGCGCAGAGUUGUCUAAUAUCGCUUAAAACCGCAGAAUUGUUUUGACGCCUGUGCUGUCAACAAACCAACAAACGCGGAAGUGGCUCACUCCAUCCAAUUCAGGAGUUUUCCCACUGUUAAAUGUUGUCACUAGGUGGCGCCCUUGUGUACUUAUUUUACUGGUCUGUCAAAGGUUGCUCUGUGCGUGCAGAUGUGACAUCAUUACGCUGUAUGUACGCCUUGUUAUGUUACCGGAAGAGCAAACACAGCACCUGUGGUUGUGUUUUAUGCCAGAGUGUUGAUAGUGAACCUCCUGUACUUGCCUCAAUAAAUUAACCAAGGGCUAAAAAGCGAAGAUCCAAUUAGGUAAGAGAGUCACGAUCGAAAUAAGUGUUUACAUGGACGUGUUUCGGAAUAACUAUCGACAUAAACCACCCCCUCGAUCGGGACACAAUUUCUUUCCGAUUGAGCCGAACUGUAUCAGAAUCUUCCGAUCAACAUGUUUACAUGAUGCAUUUUUAUCCCAAUCGGGCAUUUAUUCUGAUUAUCUGUGCCCAUGUGAACGCAGCUAUUGACACUUAUUUUUGUACACAAAUUAAAAUCUCUACACCCCUGUGAGCAAGUGACUGAAAUAGAUUUUAUGAAGGAAAAAAGGGCCAGAAAGAGCUUUAAGUGGAUGGGGUCAGAUCAUGGGCAAUAACAACUAGCUAUAAGACUUAAAUUCCAACAUUUUAACUGUUUUCAAAGUAUGAAAAAAGCAUAAUAAAGAUGCUGUCCUUAAGGAUGGCAAAAAAAUGUGUUAUCAGCACUUGUCAGAGCUUAGGCCAAUGUGAUGCAGAUUAUUUUUAAAUGCCAAUUUCUGGCCCAAUUAAUCAGCUACCCGAUUAAUCACUGUCUCCAGUCUGGACACAUCAAGAUCUUCACCUUUUAAAAGGAGUGCAAAGUUAAUUUGCCUCUUAUUAAAGACUCGCAAACUACAGGGGUUGAACACCAAUGCUAAAGAGAUCAUGCAUGCCAGUUAGUUUGGUACUGAACUAUGUUUAAAUGUGUGAGUCUGCAGUCAAAGAGCAAACAAGCUCCACCACAGUAUUUAAGACAAACAAUACCAACACAGCUGUGAUUGAAUCUCUCAAAACAAAAACAUAUCUAAGAGGCAGAUUAAUCUUGAUACGUGGGAGGACUUUUCCUCGGCUUGUCAAUACCUGCUCCUUUUCAGUCAGAGUUUCCUGCCAGAUAUUUUAGUCGAGAUAUGCCAAGCUGUCAGCCCAGUUAAGCCUUCCUGCAUGGAGGUAGGAGGUUGUGAACUCUUUUUAUUAGCGUUGCCUAUUUUGGCAUAGGCAGACGUGAUGUGAUGAAUAAAAAAAGACGCCUGCAUGGGUUCAGUGCUCCUUUCAUCGUCCUCCUCAUUUACCAUCUGUGACGCCUUAGAGCGACUGGUUGUUACUCUGCAGCGAAGAAAUUUGUCAUACAGCUUCAAAUCUUGAUUGAAAGUUUAGAUCUGAGUCAAACUGCAUCAGAAAAGCCCGAAAGUUGUGUUUUUGGAGUGUAACUUUGUACCCUUCUGCUUUAUUCUUUCACACCCUGAAGCUAUUGAGCCUUCUUGCAUCAGGAUUUCAGCUGUUUCACAACACAAACUCCGCAGUUUGAAGAGGAGCAGCGUCGAUUCAAAGCAAACCCCCAGGACAAGUGGCUUCACAUCCUCUGCUCUCGUUCUAUAAUCUCGCUCCUGUGAUAGAGACAUUCUUAUCUGAGGAGGUGUCUGUCCUGUAAUAGAUGUGUUUUACCUGAGGGGUAAGUGUCCAUUAAAAAGUCACUGAGCUCUCCUUUGAGAGAUGUGUAUCUGAUUUCAGUCUGGUGUGGCCAUCCUGAGGCCAAAGUUGGGUUUUUAAUCUUGUAAAUGAUGGAAAACGCAGAAACGAGGGCUCUCAUUUGUCAUCAAGUACAGUAAAGAACAUGUGCUGCAGCCAAUGGCAUGAACAGAUAACAUCUCCAUUAUUGCACAUAUUGCAGAAAGAUACAGUAUUACGGUUUAAUUGAUUUAGCAGAUGCUUUAGUCCAAGAGAAAGGACAACACAACCGAGGAUCUAGACAGAAAAGAGGACAAGUAUGUCACUGCUUCAUGUCCAAAUCUUGUUGGGUUUAUUUUCACAUUAUAACAGCCAAAAUUUGGGGAUUAUUAAAACAAUACUCAUCUGUUUAGCACUAAGAAUCAUGUUAAAUGGAUAUGACUUUCAGAUUUCAGCUCUGUACGAUUUCAUAUACUCCAAAUAUAUUGAACAUAGGAAUCUUCUGGCCUCAGAGCACAGAGAAGAAAGCAGUCACAUGGAGAUGAAUCAGAAGAUUACUCACCAGGCUGGGAGCUGUUCAAUCACUUGUGGGUGUUCUGAUAAAGCACUCAAAUGAAACACUAUUAGAGUAAGAGAUCUGUCCUCACCAUACUGCUUUCUUAUAUUUCCCACAGAGCAUCGCUCUUGCAUCAAAUGGCAACAACAUAACAACUAAAAAAUCCCACAGCAACUAAAACAUUACGUCUGAAUGUCAUCAUGCCCUGGAGGAAAAUCUUUUGCACCCGUUAACCUUUUGUCUGUUCACUUCUCAGUAAGAUUUAGGUUCUUACAGCUGUGAAGCAAUAAUUUUCAUUGGGUUUAAUCAGGGCAUUUAAAGUCCCUCCAUGUGUCUUAAAAUAGGCCCUCUGAUCUCAGUCAAGUCAGGUCUCUGUAGUUUGAGAGGAUGUGUGCAGGCCCUUCUCUCUGCUCCCCCAGGCUCUGUCGUGGGUAGAGAAACCUUAGAAUGACCUCCUCUGCCCCCUCAAUCCUCCACAUCCCUCUUCUUUGGCUUUAAAACUCAUUUACCAUAUAUGUUUACAGCCUCUGGGUCCUGCUGAAGGUGUCUGUUCCUCAUAGCUGUAGUUCUUGUGCAGGAGUGCCCUCUAGUGUUCACCACUGUGGAGUGUAUGUGACGCAGCUGAAACGAUCGUGUUGACAGUGAAGGAGUAAAAAAAGAGGGGUAUCUGUCCAUUCAAGUGAAUAUAAGCCCCCGUCUACAUCUUUAUGUUGUGAAAGGUUGGGUUUUCAGAUUCAUUUUUGUUGUUGGCAGAAGCAAAAACACUUUUAUCCAAAGGGAAACUGAGAAUCUUUAACUCACCAUUAAGCAUUAAUGAGAUAUGAGCAACUGCUAAGCUAGCUAACGUAACAAAUAGCAUGUUAGCUUAGCAAAACAGAGGGUCUUUGUCUAAAUAAAAUAACUAACACCCCUAAAUAUCACUUUUUGGAAUCUUUUACCUCAUAAUAUGAUACAUAUAAAACUAGUGGACAAAUAAUAAACCUCUAAAGGGGGGAAUUUCAUGGAAAAAAAUGUUUCCUGUAGGCCUAUAUCGGAGCAACAGUUGCUAAAUGUAAGCUUUAACAGUGAAGUCAUAUAUUUCUGUUAACUAUUACAGUUAACUGUCUCUGAGUUAAGCUAAAAAAAAUGUGUUUCAUACAGAGAACUACUCACAAAGUGUUGAUAGGUUCAUAUUUACAUAUUUACAAGUUUAAAUGCUUUCUUUGCAGCUAUUUGUUAGGGUUAGCAGAUUAUGCAGAAUGUGUUUCUGAGGUUCAUUUACGUUUAUUUUGAGGUGUGACAUGUAAUCAGGGUUGUCCAGGAUGUUAAGUUUUGGGGGUUUUGUUGUCAGGGUGACAAGAUGGCUGAACAGUAAAAGCGCUGUUAAUCUGUUGAGUUAUCUGUCUCCAUCCUGCUGUUUCUCAUCAUUUGAAUUAUCCAAACACCUUGCAUCGGACCUUCACGUUACAAAAGUAUACACUGGAUAUUAAAGCUUUGCACAGACUAUGAUACAAAUGCAAUACUCUUUCAGUGAGCAUUUUCUACUACGCUAAGCUAAGCUCAGCUAAGCUAACUAGCUGAUACUUAGAUGUCAACAUCCCAUUCGCCUCUAAAACAGGCUCCGACUUGUUGCAAGACAAACAAGUUUGAUACCAGUAAUAAAUUCAUGGUAUGUUUUAUUGUACAUUGGUUUCUAAAGUUAAAUCUUAAACUUUAAAGAAAGUACAACACAGAGUAAAAACAAAAAUAUAUUCCCAGGAAAUAGUGCAUUAGUUGUACAGCGACAGAAAAUACGUAACAGCAAGUAUAGUUCAAGUACCUUAGAUUCCCUUCAUUACAGUAGUUUGGUAAAUCUUCGUGUUUGAGUGUGCUCUCCGAGGGGAAGCACAGUCCUUUGAGACUAUCUGCUUUUCGAAGAACAGAGACAAAACUACAGAGAAGAAAAACGAAAUCUGUGGCACACCCUCGAGCCACAGGCGUUGUGUUUAUUUGUACAUUGCUUUAUGCAGGGUUUAUGUGAUGCAGCAUCAGCACACUUCAUACAGCUUCUCUCAAAGCCCUGUUUGCCCCUGGAUUAGUCUUAUUUCAAUGACAGAGGCUUGUUCUGUAACCCAUUGUGUAAUGACAAAUCGCUUCAGAUCUUAAGGCUCUGUUCUAUAAAAGCAGGCCUUCUAGCUGUCUGUUUCAGCUAGGUUUAGUGUCUUUCUAACAAGCAGGCCUCAACCUGCCUCUUCAGCACUUUCAACAUAUUAUUCAACACAUGAAUAUCUCCAAAGGGAAAUGCUUAUUUACCCUCAGUUCCAACCAAUGUUGACAGGUAGGCAUGCCAUCUGCAAACAUGCAAUAUUAAUCUGGUGAUCUUGUUGCCAACAGCACUUUGUCAGCGUCCAAUUUCUGCUUCUCACCCUUCCCACUUCAUAGAAGUGUUUCAUUGUGUACGGUGGUUGUGUUGUUUGUGCCCGCCGCAGAUGAAACUAAAGAUUUGAUGCACAGCUCCAGCAGAGUUUCAAUAGUCCUGAUCAGAAAGAUGUUCACGCUGAGAUUCAGAGGCAGUACAAAGAUAGAGAGCACACCCACCAACCCUAUCAUUACAUUUACCCCGGGGCAGGGAAAACCCCAUUGUCUCCUGUGCUCUGAGUCCACGCGGUCUUCUGCUAUAAAUGUCAGAAGUAUACUACUCUUUGUCCUCUCACUCUCCUGUCCUACCUUCCCUGCAGAUACAAAGUCGGGUGGGAUGAGGACAAAGUCUCCAUAGUGACUUGUUGACAUCUCCAUGUUGUUCCAGGAAUAGGUCCUGUGAACACUGCAGCUGCUCUUUGUUUUCUCUGGGUCAACACACAGAGCUGCCUCCGGUUCUGACUUCACAUGCUCAGAGGGAACGAGGACAAAGUCUUGGAAGCAACUUUCACCGUUAUUCUCAUCAACACUUUUUCUUCUGUGCUUUUCUCUACCCAUACAUGCAGGGGUCUUUCGUAAUGGUCUAUCCAGGUUUGUGGUCAUGCUGAGGAUGAGCAUGAGGAGCGAGAGGAAGGCCAUGCACCAGCAGGGGUUUACAGAGAUGGGCAUGGGGCUUAACAGGUUGGGCAAACACCUGAUGAGAGAGUUGGUCCUGCGCAAACAGGUAGAGGUCCACACUUCCUCCAGCUUCCAUCUCCAGCUGACAUUGAGGGCGACGACAGCCCACACUGACAGGCAGCAGAGGUAGCUGACAACCUGAGAAAUCUUCCACUUCUUUCUUGUACCCUCCUCCUCCUCUUUUUCCAACGUUUCCUCCCAGAUGUUACGAUCUAGUUCAUCAUCACCUGGACCUGAACCUUUUGACUGAUGAGCAACUGUAGAUGGAGGAUAGAACAGUCUGUUCAGAGUCUCCACGGCGAUCAGAGGUAUGGUCAGGAGAAGUACCACACCAUAUGUGUGGCUGAGGAACAGCAGGAAGCGCAGUGCAAUAACAUCCCCAUGGAAGCUCUGAUCUGACAGCCAGGGCUCAAGGAUGCAAAGGAUCGUCAGAAAAACUAUAAAAGAAAAGAGAAAACGUAAGAAAGUUUGUUAGAGGGUUUUGGAUGAAGGUUAUGUGGAAAUAUUUUGCAUAUGCAGCAGCUUAAAAUAGUAUAAAAAGGAUUCUGUCUGCAUGUGUUGUAUGAUAUGAAAAUCCUCUGCUUGUAAUCUGUUAAGUUUCACAACUUUAAACGACAUCAGAGUUUUCCCCGAGGUGAAAAACCAAGAAACCUUGAUGUGCCAAUAUUUCCUUCUGUGUUGCUGCAAAGUUUCUCCACACUGGUGUACUCUGACUGUACUCUGGAGGUUACAAGAUUCAACAGCACAAUAGUGAAAGUUUUCUCAAGAGGAAAAUAAAAUAAAAAAAACCUAUUGUCCCCUGAAACAGUCAUGAUGUCACAAUAUCCUGUUCACUUGUGUAACUGACAUUUCAGGUGAGCAUACAGAAACUGCCUUUCAUAAGAGAGAGCGAGUGAGAACAGUGCAAGACUCUGCACGUACAUCAGGCUACACAAUAAGGUUGGACUAAAAGAGAAGGAACAUUAAGUAAUCCUUUUCAAGAAACUGAAAGAUUCAGUAAAAGGAAUCAGAAUAUACAAUUAUAAAAUAUAUAUAAUUUAUCAAGUGUUUUAUUUAUUUUAUUGUAGUUAUUCAGUAUUUUUUUACUUUAUUGAAUUUAUUCAGUAUUUGAUUUAUAUAUUUUAUUAUAUUUAUUUACUAUUUUAUUGUAUUUAUUCAGUAUUUUUUAUGUACUUUAUUGUAUUGAUUCAUAUUUUAAUUAUAUAUUUUAUUGUAUUUAUUCAGUAUUUUUUAUUUUCUUUAUUGUAUUGAUUUAUAUAUUUUAUUAUAUUUAUUUACUAUUUUAUUGUAUUUAUUCAGUAUUUUUUAUGUACUUUAUUGUAUUGAUUCAUAUUUUAAUUAUAUAUUUUAUUGUAUUUAUUCAGUAUUUUUUAUUUUCUUUAUUGUAUUGAUUUAGUAUUUUAUUAAUUCAUUUAUUGUAUUUAUUCAGUCUUUUAUUUAUUAAUUUUAUUGUAUUCAGUAUUUUCUUUAUUUUUUUAUUGUUUCAGUAUUUUAUUUAUUUUAUUGUAUAUAUUCAGUAUUUUUUUAUUGAUUUCAUUGUAUUUAUUCAAAAUUGUAUUAAUUUAUUUUAUUGUAUUUAUUCCGCGUUUUAUUUAUUAAUUUUAUUGUAUUUAUUCAGCAUUUUAUUUCUUUAUUUAUUUAAUUUAUUGUAUUUAUUCAGUCUUUUAUUUAUUGAAUUUAUUUAUUCAUUCAGUAUUUUAUUCAUAUAUUUCAUUGCAUUUAUUCAAAAUUUUAUCAAUUUAUUUUAUUGUAUUUAUUCAGUAUUUUAUUUAUUUUAUUGUAUUUUACUGGACUGCCAAGAUAAUUUAAUUUCUCUUCUGGGAUUAACAAAGUCAUCUAUCUAUCUAUGUCUAUAAGCAGCUAUGUACAACUCAGACGUGCAGAAGAGGAAUAUUGAUAGUUGGAUAACUGCUGAUACAAUAAUCCAACAUAAAAAAUUGUAUUUCUACUGAUGAAAGUAAAGGUGAUGCAGACCUUACUAACAACUGACCUAGAGGACUGAAAAUAAAAACAGGUCCAGUAUUUCUGUAGGUAAUGGGUCUGCUUUUAUCAUAAGUGUUUCCCCUGUAAGAGGAGCAGUUACUUACUUUAUCUUUAUUUUUUCAUUCAUAUGGAUACAAAAGAGCACAUUCAGAGCACCAUACUAAUAACACGUUAUAUUUCCUCCUUCAGAAAGAAGAGUUGGGGACCACUGGGCCAGACUGGUGCUGACCAGUUCAUCUCAAACUCACCUGUGACCAGGAAGUCAGUGAAGAGGAGGUGACAGCAGCAGCAGAAGCUGACCGGACUCUGGGAUCCGGUCAGUGAGGGCAGGAAGAGUAGACUGCAGGCCAGUUUACACGCACACAACACGGCUGCUCCUUCCAACACACCAUCCAUGGCUACAACAACAACAACACACACGCGGGUUAACGCACAGGCAAACUGGUUUUCUGUCGGCCUCGGGGUAGAGGAGGCUCAGGAAUGCUCGGCACUCUGCACACAGUAAACCCCACAAAAACGUGUUAAAAAUAUCUGUAAAGCUUCCCUAAAGUUCAACUAACUCUCAAUGAGUCAUGGUUACUCCUCUAUGUAUGAUUCAACCUUGAGGGUUUUUAGGGUUGAUAUUUUCAUUGUUGACAUUAGAAUUGAACCCUGGACCAGACCAUUGUUUACAGUGGAUCCAAAGUGAGGAAAUUUAGCUGCAAGUUCAGUUUAACAUGCAUGGUAUCUCCAAUUAUUUUCAACACCAAUAACAGGCUAAAUUCUCAUAAACCCCUCAGUAAUGUGAGCAUUUGUACAGUACACCCUGUUGCUGAGCUGACUGUAAUUACUCCCCCCUCCUGAACAUGAUACUGUACAAUCAGACUAGAUUAAUAGAGAAAGGUAACCCUUUUAUUUCUUUAAGUGAUUAGCAUAUCAUAUCAUACAAAGAUCUAGACCUGGAAUAAAACUGCGGUGAGUUUGUUCAGCUCUUACCUGGACUUACAGGAGCCUUCAAAGCAGCAUGUUAAUAUGAGCGUCAAACGUUUCAUCCGUUUCUCUUCAACCCCUACACCUAUUGCUCCACCCUCAUGGGGAUAAUGACCCCCUCCUCCCUCCUUCUCUCACCUCCCCCCUCCUGUGCUCCCUGCACCUGGUCUGUGUGGAGGUGAGGGAACAUGUGCACCUAUGAGGGUGUGGCUGUGUUUGUGCAGGCAAGAAAACCAGUCUAACUAGCUAACUAUAUGUGAGGGAUGCAAAGUGCGUGUCAGUGUCAGUGUAUGUGUUUGAGUGUGAAGAUAAAAGUGUUGACAUCGGUUAAUGAUAAAGAUGUUUUUGUACUGACACUGUAUACAUUCCUGCGUUACACCCUCCUUCUGCAAAGUACAAGCUUGUUAUUUCAGAGGUUAAAGCAAAUAUGCACGUGCAGAGUGUUGAUCAAGAACCAGGACUAAGAUGAUGCCAUUUCCUGGUCACAUUUGCAAGUCUUCACAAAGAAAUCAUCCUGCAAUAUGAGCUGUUAUCCAUUUCCAAACUUUAUUUAAAGCUCAAACCCUGUUUAAAUGUCCAUUUUAUGAAGUUAUCUAUCAGUUUUGACAUGUGCAUUGACAUCCAACCAUCUAAAAGGAGUUACAUUGCACGUUUUGUUUCUCCAGGCUCUCAUCAGAAUAAGAAAACCCCUUUUUUUUGAGGAGAGGGGUGCGAUGCAGAUUUUUCUUGAAAGGCUGAAAACAAUUGUAACAACAGUGCACCGAGGCAUCAUUUAAAAGACAUUAUUAAAUUUUUUUAUCAAGCUUAUAGACUGUUUCCUCCAGUGCAGAGCAAGAGGACAUGCAUGGCACAGUUGCAUUAAACGCAGAAGAGAAGAUAAUUUUCACCUUCAUUCUGCGAAACAGAGAAAAAACAACAAAGAUUUGUUUUAGAUCUAAUGUUAUGACGGAUGCUUCAUUUCUCUGUCAUCUCAAUGACAACAGUCUGGAAAAGGAUUUAAUGCGUUUAUAUGCGUCUCUGUGCAGCAGUGAGUUGACAGUUUUGGAGCGCCGCACAUUUAUACUUCUUUAGUUUCCUUAGUCUGACUCACACUACAGAUAGAAGCUCAGGUUCAUCUGGAGAUUUGCAUGAGCUGUGGCUAUGCAGGCUUGAUUUGAAUAAGUGAGUGAGUGAUCUAUCUUGUUUACCAGGGUGUAGGUAAGAAAACAACUGUGUGUGCAAGGUAGGUGCAUAAAUGCUACUUCUGUUUAUGUGGGGCCUUGCUUUUGUUGACAUUUUCACAUUAAUUUGUUAAAUGUUUAAGAUAAUUCUGUUGUAGUUUCUUUACUGUUUUAUUGACUUUAUUAGAGUUUUGAUGCUGUUAAACUUAACUGGGCGGAAAACAAUAACUUAAAACAGAUGCAUGCCCCCUACAGGUUAGAUCACUAAAGACACUCUCUAAUGUUCUGUACAUCCCCAAUGAUAAAAAGUGGUUUUAUAAAAUCUACAUGUGCAGUCAAAAAAAAUUUAUUCAAAAAGUAAAACUUCCAUAUAUUCUAGAUUCUCCACUUACACAGUAAAAUAUUUUGAGACUUUUUGUUUGAAUCUGUAUGAUUACAGUCUUCAGCUAAUAAAAAAUUAACAAAAAUCCACUGUCCUACAACAUUAAAAUAUUGUGGAAAAGUCCAGUUUCCUGUCAGUUAUUUCAGCCCUGAGAAGAUCUCUCAUCAGCUAAUCAACUCUGAACACCUGCAAAGGUUUACUGAGCCUUUAUUCUCUCACUCUGGUUUAGUCAAUCACACUCAAUCACAAUCAUGGGGGAGACUGCUGACUCGACAGUUGUCCAGAAGAGGAUCACUGGCACCUUCCACAAGGAGGGUAAGCCACAGAUGGUUAUUGGCUGAUCACAGAGUGCUGUAUUGAAGCAAAUCAAUGGAGGGUUGACUGGAGCCAGGAGAUUUUAGAGCACCUUAUACUCCUAUCUACUGACAAGCUUUAUGGAGUUACAGAUUUCCUUUACCAACAGGACCAGGCACCUGCCCACAGUGCCAAAAUUACCAUAAGCUGUUUUCCGAUCAUGGUAUGACUGUGUCUGACCUGAACCCCAUAAAGAAUCCCUCUGCUAUUGUCAAGAGAAAGAUGAGAGACUCUAGAGCCAACAAUAAAGAUGAGCUGAAGGUCAUUAUCUGUGCAGAGGACCAGACUGAUUGACUCCAUGCUACGUCAUAUUGAUGUAGUAAUUUGUGCACAAAGAGCUCUGACCAAGUACUAAGGGCAUAAAUGAACCUUAUAUUAUUCCAAAAGGUGGAAAUUUCUGUAUAAUAAAUCAUUUUCUUUGAUUGGGGUUUUGCAAUAUUCUAAUGUUUUGAGACAGUGGAUUUUUGUGAGACGUAAUCAGGAUUCAAACAAUAAAAAAUAUUGAGAUAUUUCACUAUAAUGAAUCUGGAAUAUUUAGAAGUUUCUCAUUUUUUGAGCUGCACCUGUGUUCCCACAGUUUUACACAGCAGCAUUUAUCGGUAUCAUUUGGUUUUUAUCACUGAAGGAAGUACAAUCCCUAUAAUCCUGUAUAAAUUAUAAGUUAAAUAUCAAAAAAGGAAAGGACCCAAAAUGCAGAACCAAAAUGAUGAUUUAUUUAAAAGGAACUAAAACAAAAACUCACUUUUCAAAAUGUCCAACUCAAAAAUCCAAAAACCAAGA